Messenger RNA from Xyrichtys novacula (pearly razorfish), 49022 nucleotides. The record is from the annotation of a GenBank genome assembly. Lineage: Eukaryota; Metazoa; Chordata; Actinopteri; Labriformes; Labridae.
UUUGUCCCCGCGCUGCACGAGCUCCGGACUGCUGGAAAUAUCUGCGAGGAGGAGGAGCUGUCAAAGUUUCCCAGAGAGAGGAGAAAAGUCUUUUCAGUGAUCGACAAAGAGAAAAACCUGAAAGAUUUCUGUUUUGGGUGAAAGCGGAAUAUCGCGCGCUGUUGGCAUGGAAUGACACCUUCUCACGCGGAGCUUGAAAACCACGAUGGCAGCCCGUUUAGUGAAGUGGAUCAGUCUCACCUCUGUGCUGUGCCUGGGCUGCUGUGUUCUGGCGGAAAAGAAAGGUAUGUCAAACAGGGAGAUUUUUUACAACGUGGAGCCCGUGUGACUCAGUUUGAGCUCUUCAGCUUUCGCUCACUUCUCUCUUCGCUGGUCCAACAUUUACAUAAAUCUCAGAGAAAUCACAGAGAACCCACAGAGAAACUUGAUCCGGUGUGAGAGGAAAAGUUGCUUGUGACCCAGUAAAAAGUGCAGAAAGGCUCCACUAGAGUUCAGUAUCCCGUGUCAGUGUUGGAUCGUCACUGACAAUGAAAACAGUCACGUUUGUGCCACAAAAAAGUUGUGGUUGAAUUGACUUGGUAAAAUUGCGUGUGUAGGCUAUGAGUGAACUUUUGCCCACGUGAAUUUUCACCACAUUGAUGAUGAAGCUGCGUACGUAACCCAGCUGUUUAACUGGCAUGGUUGACUUUGUAAUGCUCUUUGAUUUUUUCUUUUCAUUUUGAAUAUUGAAUAAAUAAUGCCUCAUGUGCUGCAUAUGAGGAGUGGGAAUUAUAGGGUAACUUCAGAUGAUACCUGAAUCAUUCCCAUCAAACAAUCAUGUCCCCAUUUGGCAAUUUUCCAUAGUUGAUCAAUUGCAAGAUAGUUGAGACUGGUUAGAUCAGUGGUUCUCAACUUGUCUCACUCUGGGACCCACAUUUUCCCAUGGUCCUUAAGUCAUGACCCACUUUUAUAGAAUUCAAACCAAGCAAAUUUAAUUUUAUAUAAAAAAAAAACUUUCAAAGACUCUAAUCUUUAACAUAAAUCCACGUUUUAUUGAGAAAGUGCAUUUCAAAGCACAUGAAGGGGACAACAUGAGGACGACAACUACUUAAGUUGCAUGUCCAAAAAAUAUCGAAUAUCUCAUAAAUAUCGCAUUUAAUAUUUACUUUUUUGACCAGCUGUUCGUGACCCAUCCAGAAAGUGUCCUUGACACACUUUUGGGUCGGGACCCACCAGUUGAAAACCACUAGGUUAGAUGAACCAUGCACUCAACCUAAUGUCAUUAAGUCCAUCAUUAGGUGCAACAAAGUAGUGACAUCCUGAAUCAAGUUGGAAGGGACAUGUUUACACAAUUUAAUUUCAAAUACUGAGAUUGAAAUUGAAGAAGUCAGGAAAAUAAUGCAUUUUGUCCCACUUCUAUUUUUUAUUUGACCUUUUAGUUGACAUAAAUCGAAAUGAGGACAAUGCUGUCACUUUCAAUUUUUGUAUUUUUGUUGUUGCAUAAGCACCCUCUGAGCAAUAGACGGCUAUUGGAUGUAUAGUUCUUUUUUUAAGACCUUAUUUCAACCAUCUAGAUUCUGUAUAUUUUUAAAGGGAAUUUAGACGUUGCACUUUAACCCAUUAUUCGAUAACUGUUUGUUUAAAAAAAACAACUGUGAGUUUCAUAAGUGAUCUCCAAGUACUUAACCAAAAUAAUUAUGAUAGCUGUUGAGCAAUAUACAGUGUAGUAUAGAUAAAGCCCAGAUUUAGACUUGGUCUAAAUUUGGUCUAUAUUUAGGCGUCUAAAAAUUGUUCAUUUUUAGACCUGUGGCUGCCUGAUUUUUUACCAUUAGUCUAGGCUAAAUUUAUACAUCUAUUAGACCUCUUUUAGACCAAAAAAUGCUCAGUGGGCAUCUUCUUUUAAGACAAUUAAGAAAAAAACUGCAUUUCCCAGAAUGCAACCCACAAGAUAAUUUGAUCAGAUUUAAAAGUAGCCCAAACUUGUCUCACUUGUCCUAAAUAAGCAAGAGAAGCUUUCUCUGUGGUUCCUGCUCUGCUUGUGUUAGUCUUUCCCUUCUGGCCCUGAGGUAAAGGCCACACAAGUCUAACAUUUUAAUCACACAGCAGUAUUUUGACUCAAAUUCAAAGCUUUUCUUCAAGUGUUUUGUCUUUUCCUUAAAUGUCAGUCUUUGAAUGAACAUCUCAGGAGAGGCCAAGGCAUAUUCGACAUGCAUUUGACUGAAAAAUAAGCACAGGAAAGAUCCUGUUUCCCCUGCAGUUGGAUUCAAUAUAAGAGCACUUCAUGUGUAGUUUGAGUGACUCAGUCAGGCCAGAUGUCGGGGAGAGAAAGUGACCAGAAGUAUCACUUUGCUCCCUAAUGACUUUAACUUCCUAUUCUCAUGAAUCAUCAGUGUCCAUCUCAUUGCACGAUUUGCUCCUCCUCACAAGCAGAUAAGCGCAGUGAGCACAGUGCCAGCAGCACAUGUGUGCAAGUUGCAUCUUUCCUGUCUGCUCCAAAAAGUAAAAAAAAAAAAAAACAGUGCCGGGUUUGUAGGCAACCAUAACAAAUCAAAAGUGUUUGCGAUUCAAAAAAGACAGAGUCCCUAAAUAUUUUUUGGCUUCUAAACAAACCAGACGGCUCACAUUUCACGCUGCAGCAAGUCUCCCACAGUAAAUAAGGAUUAUAGAAUUGUAUUAAGACCAGAGAAGAUUAGAAAGGAGCAGCUGAAAUGAUAGCUAUGCUACACACUUCAAUUUGGUCUGUGUGCUGUUCAUACUUUGCAACUGAUUCAGCUUUAAUUCAAAGGAAAAGCAAGGCUGCCAUAUGGUGUGAGAGUCUUAUUUGUUGUUGAUGCUCUUUUUUGUUGUUGGCCAGAGGCGAGGACAGAUGUUUGUUUGUGGCACAUUGUGUUUUUUAGCACACAAAGUCCAAUAAGAGUGAAACAGGACACACUUAAGAGACGAAUUAAAUUCUUAUGGCAUUAAAUCUUCAAAAUGAAACUGCUAAAUAACAGUUUUUUUAUACGUGUUGUUUUAUGUCUUGAUUAACACAAAAGUUUUUGUUGUUGAUUAAGGAAAGAUUAGCUGGAGGGUGUUGUAUUGUGUUCCUGGGAUUUUUGCCAACGAGUUAGCAGAUGGCUUAUCUAUUAACUCAGAAUAAAUCCUCAUAACUUCACUUUGACUUUCUGCAAUACCUUGUCUUUGAGCGUAGAUUAUAUAGAAGAACCCACUUGAAAUAACUUCCCUUAUGGCCUUCCUGAGAGAGAGGUUAAAACCCAUUUUCCCCCAGAGGGGUCUCUACAUACUUACAGUGACCUGGCCUCUCAGUCUGUCAAUUAAAACUAAGUAAGCCUAUUCCUUUGGUAUUAUGGUUGGGUAAUGUCUACAAAAGUGGCAAAUGAGGAAGCGCAGAGUGAACCGCAGUGAUGGACAACGGUAUUGUUGUUUGGGAGGUGGGAGGGAUUGCAGCCUAAGGGGUGUUUUUUUAGCUGCAUUGUUGAACUCAAAGUUAUUCCGGUGUAACAGCGUGAGAGGAUGUCUUUACAAACCCAGUUAAAAAGGACCGAAAGGAUUAACUGUGUCUGCUGGUAGAGGGCUGUUUGCUAGGUGGCUGACUGUCAUCAUGGCAGAAACUUAAAUGUUGAAAAUUCAAAUAACGUUGAAGUAUUUUUCUUUGGCUGUUAAUCAAGAUCAGGGGUGGGCAAUUAUUUGUACAUGGUGCAACAUGAGAAACCUGAACUGUGUUGGAGGGCCGAACCAACAAUAACUUCAACUUCACACAUACAGAAAAGCAAGCCCAAAUAAGCAACUACUAGUUAAAAACAAAUGCACCCGCGACUCACGAGUUUCACCAGAGAAACAAGCUUAAAGUCUUUUAUCUAAGCAGACUUGGCAACUGUAAGGCGUCUACGAAUAUUCUGCUGAUGUUUAAACUUGUCUCUGUUCACGAAUGUAGAUCUAGGAUGUACGCACGUGCGUCCAAACGGAAAUAAAACAAUGGCAAAGUUUUCAAAAUAAAAGCAACACACUUGUAGAGCAUGUUGAUGAUUUGAUUUAUGGACCUCAGGAAGGGCCGCGCAGGGACAUCCAAAGGGCUGGAUGUGGCCCUCGGGCCGUAAAAUGCCCAGGUCUGAUCUAGAUGAUCUUGGUUCUGAAAAUAUCUUCAAAACAGACAUCAUACAGAUUUUACUCUGAUUCUGGUGGUGAUGCCUCUUUGCAGACAAAUAGGUCAAUGACUGACUGAACCGUCUAUUGUGUGUCAUAUCCAAGUGCACCUGUGUAAAACAAAAGAAGCGAUCCCGUUGUCAAAAACUGAAGUAUUAAAAGUAAGUCCACUCAAAAUAAGCAUUUCUGUAGUAUCAAAACAGACAGAAAACAGUCUUGAUCUCAGCCUGCUGACAACGCAUUUCUGAAGUAAUCCAAGGGUUUUGAAGGGGUUUAAUAAGACUUAAGGAGGAGGAUAAUUUCCUCAACCUACAAAGGAACACCUAAUCCUUUGCCGUAUUUUAAAAUCACCAAGCCAGGACAUAUGGUUUUAAGUGAUUGACGACACUUUGAUUUGUAUCGGUAGAUUUCUUUAGACCUGAAAGUGUUUAUGUCGCUAAGAAGCAGGUGAGCACAACUGGUCAGCGAUUUACUCCAAGAAGAGGCAAGAAAGUUGGUCGAUGAGUUUAAAUGUUCAGAUUUACAUGGUUUACUGCUAAAGGAUCUGAGGUUUUUGUACUAAUAUUUAAUAAAUACAAAAAUCGACCCUCUCUCUGUCACUACCAAUGAGCUGAACAUGUCGCAUUUAUGAUCCUCACCUCAUCAAAUAAACCACCAGGCUAAAGAGCGCUUAGUAGACUGAAAUGCGCUUUUACACAUUCAACUCUUUUCCAUUCAUCACUUGUAAUUGACAGUUCCUUUGACUCCUCCCACAAACAGCGAUCGUCCAAUCGUAGCUUAGCAACCGUAACUACGUACAGCAGACCUGUCAAGCCUUGGAUUUCUUCACAUGUUGAAACAGUGAGUAUGAGGCUGUGGUAAGAGGGAUUAAAAGAGUUUGCAGGGUGGUGUCUUUACUGUAUUUGCCUUUACAGAAAAAAAAAGAACAGCCUGAAGUGAAAGGAAAUAACUGAGCCGCAUGUUUCUUUACUGUAUAGAGGCAUGUUAUGUCAGUUUGUGGGGUUACGGGUCACAUGAAAGUAUCCACUGUGUGUUUUCCUGUGUGUAAUUUCCAGGCUGUGUGGAAGCUGGUCCUGAAUUCCUCGACUUAAUUUAAGUUUAGGUUAAUGUUAGAAACUCUGUCCUCUCUGAAACCACAGGCAUUAUUCUCCUCUGCCAAACGCACUGCUAAGUCUGUAUACAGAAGGCUUUCUCUGCGGACAAAGUCACAUCUUACAUUUCUCUCAUCAAAUAUCUCGACUAACUUUCACACGCAGAUACCGAAGCAUUCUGUUUCUCUUUACAUGCAUGUGUUUUGCAGAUUGUCACUUGCACAAUGUGCGUUUUAGCUCCAGCUUCUCUCUCUUUUGAACAUUGAACACUAAUAAUAAUGCAGCAGGUUCUUACUGCACUUUUUGUCAGUGACCUCAAAGCGCUUUACAUUGGAUACAUUAUUCAUUUGCUCACACAGUCACAUCCUGGUGUAGGGAUGGGAAUUGAUAAGAUUUUGUCGAUAUCGAUGCCAUUAUUGAUUCUGCUUAUCGAUUCAAUUCUUUAACGAUUCCCUUAUCAAUGCCUUUCUUUGAUUUAAAAAAAAAAGUAGACUUUGGUUUCCACCGUUAACUCAAAAUUGUAUUGAGUCUCUGAUAACAGUAGUCUAAAAAUAAUCCAACAACAAACUAUUAGUACAGCGUUUACUUCAGUCGGUAUUAAGUCAAAUUAGGGUGACCAUAUUUUGGAUCCCCAAAAAGAGGACAUUACUAGGCAGUGUCGCACACAAAAUUUCAAGGGUUUUUUGGGUCAGGUCGAGUGUUUUUGACACACUUCUAACUCAGUUAGUCCAAGUCUGCCAUGCAUUUUGCUUGAUGUUAACACAGGACAUAUGUACCUUCCAUGAUGUUGCUGAGACGGAGCAGCAGCAGCUGACGACCGGAAGAAAGGAAUCAUUAAGGGAAUCGUUAAGAUGAAAUGUAAACGAUGUCGAUGGAUUGAACCAUUUGGAACCAAUUCUCAACAAGAUCCGGUUCCCCAUUCCCAUCCCUAUCCUGGUGGUGUUCAACUACCUUAGUAGUCACAGCUACCCUGGGGCAGACUGACAGAAACAUGGCUGCCAAUUUGCGCAUACGGCCUCUCCGACCACCACCACACAACACUCACAUUCACACACACACUAGGAGAAAGGUGGGUUAAGUGUCUCACCCAAGGACACAACAGAAUCGAACCACCAACCUUCCGGUUAUUGGCCGAUCGCUCUACCUCUGAAACUGCUGCCGAGCUAAUGACGUCUCAUUCUACAGAGUAGCUUUUCCCAACAUUUUCACCUUGGAAAAAACAGCUGGAAACACACAAAGUUAUUAAAGAUGAGGCUUAUAUUCACUUAAGUAGUGAGCUAAGGCUGGAUUAUACUAUCAGUGAUCAUCAAAGCUUGAAAAUUGGACAGUUCCUAAGUAUGAAUUGGUAAUCCGUCUUUUUUUACCUUCUUUCUGACAUCAAACAAGGAUUAGCUUUUAGGAAUCUCUAAGUAUUUUAAGUAGAAAGUGUGCCUCUGUUAUCUCUGCAGACUGUGUGCUCAGAGAUGUCAGAAAACUGUCAAGUUGUUCCAGAGCCUGUGUGAAGCACCCAGGUACAGCUGGCUGAAGAAACCCCAAGACGAUCAGGGUUGACCGCUCUAAACUGAACCUGAACCUUGUUAGACAUGUUCCAAUGACAUUUCAAUAGAAGGGUUUCCUAACAACAAUUUAGAUACAUCAAAUCUCAUAACACAUGUCCCAUAGAAACUGACAGAACAUCUGUAUCAGACUCAGCUAUCAACCAAACUGUUGUUUCAAACGUUAAUAUCGCCACUUUGGGUGCAUCUCUACUUGACAGGUAAGGAGGAAGCUACCUGGGGAAGGAUGCACUUGACAGUUAAGUUGUCUUCAUAACAGAUAAAUGAAACAUGUUUUUGUCCGUACUACACACACUAAACGAAAUCCUACUUUGAAAAUAAACAGAUUCUCUCCCACAUUUAGCCCUGCCUCUAGCUGCAGUAGUCUUGUUAUGGGGAAGCCAUUAAGUCCUUUUGGAAACGAAUCUGAGAUUUGAUAACAGGCCUGGCAGCGAGCAGCUUUUCCCAGAGGACGCCCACCUGUCAGUCCGCCGCUCCUGACAGCCGGCAGUUUGUGAUGGUUUCUGUGGGAGUCAGACGGGGCCUGCUGAAUAAUAGAAAAGGAGCUCGUCCCCCCACGCGCUGGCACGCUCAGUUUAUUAACUGUCAUCAUGUGAGGAGAGGUUGUAAAUAAUGCCCACGGCUACUCCAGGCACUUAACCACGAGUAAUAACUGAGGUGAUUUAUUUCCCAUGAUAAAAUGGUAAAUGGUUUUUGAGUCAUUUGAACUGGGGUCGUACUAUGGAGAUGAUGAUGAUCACACUUUUUUAUUGCAUGUGUAAAUAUUUCCGAGCUUUUCUCCUGGCUGCGGCAGUUAUGAGGUGAAUCUGUCUGAGAGCCCCCUUAACUGGGCCGUGAGUUAACCUGUGAGAUCAGACUGUAAUCUCAGGGGCAUGUUGAUGGCUAAAUCCCUAAUCCUUUAUUCAGGACUCCCCGGAUUUCUUUCUGUAAGGGAUAACCGGCUUAUAUCCAUAUGCUUUUUCCAAGUUAAUAGGUUAUUCUAGUUUUCCACAGAAGGAGAUUAGAAGGUCAUGCGUAUUGGUGAAGUCCAGCUCCAUCUUUUCUUGAUUUAAAUCUGCUCGCACACCUGCAAAAGUGGAGCUGAAUCAUGACAAAUUUUGCUCCUGCGGUGCAUUUUCGCAUCCUGAGUAAGUGCUUUUCCCUCUGCUCUGUGUGUGGACAUUUAACAAGCCAGUUUCCCUCAUCAGCCGUGUAUUUUUUCCAGAAACAAGACCCUUUCUUGUCAUCAAAGCCUCUUCUUUUGGAUCGGAUGGAUGAUGAUAGUGAAAUACGGGUUAUGAUCAUGUGAAAUACUAGAAUCUCUAGUUGGAGUCCUGAGUGGUCCUCGUCGUACUACUGUUUUUGCUGUGUCUAGCUGCUUCUCUGACGACCUUCCCAGACUUCCAUCUGCUGCAGCCAUUGUUGGAAGUUUAGCUAGUUGGAUUGAGCCGUGGGAGCUGGGGGGAUAUUUCCUCGCCUUCCUCCUCUGCAGCUUUGAUAAACUGCACCAUGUCUGAGCGUUGGAGCUUUUAACAGAGCUUCUGGCGAGGUACAGGAUUCUGGUUUCACUCUGGGACAAUAGCGCCUCUGUAGAGGGCAGGUUAUCAUCCUGCAGCGCUGAUACUUUUGUAGAGCGGGUGAGAUCUGUGGUGUGCAGCAGACGCACCCGAGGCUAGACAUGUAUGUCAUCGAAAGGGAACACAGGAAAGAAGCCGCUUUUUGUUGUUCGUCGUACUUUAAGAUGAAUCUGAACAUAGUAAAUCUAUUAUUGAGGCUGCAGUCUGCAACCAUUAAUUACAUGUCUGGUUUCACAGCUGUUCAGACUAAACAAACCACAAAGAAUUAAGAUUUUGUGUACUGCUUUCAUGUCUGGGAUAAAUAUUUAAUUUGUUUAGAAAUGCCGCCUGCUUCAUCUCUGAUUUUAUGAUCAAAAACUCAUCUUCAGGCCUUUCUUUCGAAGCAAACUGGCCUUUGUUGUGUCGUAGCUGCAGCGACUCAAAUCUAUUGUGUAGUUUGUAUACAUGCGCUGAGAGCCCAGCACGGAAUAAGUGAGUGAAUGUGGUUACUCAUUGAACUGAUUUGCGUCCUUUGUUUGUACAUGGUGACAAAGUGAUCCGCUGCAUUCAUGACCUUUCCACAAUUCCCUGGACGUGCAUGGAGUCUCCAGUGGAAAGAGACUCAAGAAUUCAGGCCGGAAAAAAAAAGGCCUUCCGCUAUCUUCCCAUCUCAUCAGGUGCAGUGUCGAGUUAAGAGGAAAAGAGGCCACCGCUUCAGCUGAGUUAUUCAGACUGUCUGUGUUUACUUACCUGAUGAGAGAUUUCCAACUGAGGUAGUGUUGAAGAAGGGUCGUUUAUUUUUAUAAUUUCACCUUUUAGGAGUCAUGUUUUAAUCCCAUUCAAAGAACAAAUUACUUGACCGUGAUAAUCUGUUUUUUGAGGAUCAAAUGAAUCUGCAAUUUGAUACUAAUUCAGAUAAACACAAAGUACCCAAGCUCUAAGAAAAGGAUAUGCUAACAUGGCCCCUUUUUUACUCCACAACCCAAGCUCCUCUUUCCCCCUGUGUUUAGUUAGUUCGGCCCACCAAGCUGCAGGAAGGUUAAACCUGAGCUCUUGCAUCCUCUUACCACUUGCUAUGUUAGCUCUCACCCCCAACCGAACCCUCGCCGUUAAAUAGGGGAAAGAAAACAGAGAAAAAAGUCUGUAGAGAGGUGUGAGAAAGAGGACAGGGAAGACAGCACCUCGACUAGAAGCCUGUUGAAGCUUAGACUCAACCACACCAGGUAAGACUGUACGCUCUACCUCCACCCCUAUACUCCUACUCUUAAUGACAGAGAGAGGAAAACACAGAAAAGAGUUUGAAGAGAGAGGUUAGAAAGAAGACAGAUCCAAGGAAAAAAGCCUGUUUGGUCUAAAGUGAGGAUGUACGCUAUACCUCCCCAUUCGAUGAGUGAUAGUAAGUAAAAUACUAAAAACAUGACCUUGUAUUCCUCAAUGAAGACGCCCUAAUUCUUUGGAUUUGUGACCAUAUGUGUGUUACAGUACUUUGUUUGUGUCCACAGAGUUCUUUUUUAACCUGUAAUUUUGUCAGUAUUAGCACAGAAGACCUUGAAGCAUACAAAUUUUGUGUAAAAAUAUUGGGUAAAUUACACAUUCUUAAUGAAACUCAUGACCUCAUUUCAUCUGAAUGUCCUACUUAAGUGGCAUUUUAACACGAAUCCUCACACAACAGGUCACCUCAUCAGGGCGACAAUCCUAUGGCCUAGUUUUGCUUCAGUUUAAGUGGUAAAAAGAGAAAUAAUGUCCGUUAGUUAGCUGGUAUAUCGGACGCCCUUGACAUUAAAUCUAGUUGUAGUAACCGACAUAUUUCUGACCGGUUAAUGUGACAGAAUUUCCUGUUUUUAAUGUGUCUGAAAAAAACAUUUUUAAUAUUUCCUGGCUGUCUGGAAACUGCUGCAGCCAUAACUCUGCUCUUGUAGCUGAAGGUUAAGAUGGAAAGUGGGCACAAACAUGAAUCCAAACUUGUGGCUUUCACUUUGAGUGAAAAUCAUCAGUCAUGCCAACUUUGGAAAGUGGACAGGCAUAUUCUGAGGCCUUUUCUCUCAGCCGGAUUUACAAGUUGUUGUAUUUGUAUUCAGUGCUUGUCUCUAUGGCUCUUCAUGUCAAAAUGCAAAUGUAAGAAAUGUCAGUGAGAUGGACGGGGUGAUGCAUAGAUUAAAGGAAGGAUCCUGGCGGGGGUAGAAAAACAGGAAAGUUGAGGAUACACAAACAAACAUCUGAAGGAUGGGGUGAGAUCUUAGACUUUGGUAUUCAUGCCCUCACGUAAUCACUAUCAAUAAGACUCUGAGCUGUUCUUUCUGAGUGCUGUUGCUCCACUUGUGCAUCUAAAUUGGAGAUAAGAGUCUUUCAGCAUUAUCCCAAAGAACAAGUGUAGGUGUGGCAUUUUCUCCGCUGACCUAAAGGGAAACGGCACUCUGAGGAGGUUUCAGACACAGACGGUGCUCACAUAGACGAGGACACCCCUACAGGGAGGGAACAAUAGCUUUGUAAACAAAUCCCCGUUUCAGAAGAAAGCAUUGGUUGAACGGUGGCGGCUGAUCUCUGAAACUUCCCUUGGAGCCAGCCUCUCCCUGUUUAGUCUCAUGGCCUGGUGAACUUCAUGGUGCAUUUUUACUUGUAACCUUCAAUGUUUGGUUUGGAACUUGUGGCGCUAUUUGGCUAAUUUAUCAAGUAUUUGUGAAUCAGUUCCUGUGUAAGUCUAAACCAAUGGAAACGGGAGAUCCAGAACAGCUCAUUUGUUUUCAUUUUGCAGGCUUCCUGCUUUACAUCCACUUUGAAGGCUGUUAAAGCUCUUUAAUUUGAAGGAUUGGACUAUUUCCUAUCAGCUUUCAUUGGCUCUGGUCCAGCCUCAAACAUGAUAUGUUAAUAUGCACACCAAGAAAAAUUGGAAAACAUGUCAUCAAUGCAAGGUCAAUUUGCUCGACUUGACUUCACUGCCACUCAAGCGCGGUUUAAUUUGUUAAAAUCAAAAACUAUGUCAGGUUCAUCUCUAGGAUAUGUAAUGAUUAAUGUCUCUCCAGGGUUUCCUGAUCAGGCUUGUCUUACAGUUGUCAUUGCUCCACUACCCAUGAAAAAGUAUUUCUUCUUUGCCAAUGUUAUUAAAGCAUUACCUGUUGCGCUGAAAGGGUGUGGCAGAGGAUCAAUCAUGUGCUGUAUUCUUUGCAGAGAGAAGACAAACACCAUCGGUAAAGUUUGAGCCUUUAUGUUGCUUUCAGCAGCACUAAGAGGAGAAAAAAGCCUGCUAAUUUGCUGAUUUUGAGAUGUAUUGUUAGUCUAUAGGAUAAUUGAAAACAUGCUUUACAGAAAAGUCAUUCUCACAAGGAAAUGUAAACACCUAAAGACAUGCACCGUCUCUUGUUAACUGAUACCUGUACUGCCUCCAGGUUUCUUCUAGUCUAGACCUCCUGUCACAUUAGUGAAUGGCUCUGGUAUUGACAAGUUGCACAGUGCAAAGCUUGAACUCUCCACUUACAGUGCGCCUUUUGUGGUAAGCCUCAAUAGGCUCCCUAACAGGAGUGUCUGCUACAGAAAAUGUUAAUAGGGCUGAAAAUUAGCCAAUAGACGCAGUGGGUGGGUGGCAGGGAUCCAAAUAAGAAAAUGAAAGAACAUGCAUGACUGACAACAUACACAAAGAAAAUGAAAGUCCAUGAGAUGAGUUUAUUCUCAUGUAGCCCCUAUGGCUCAUGUGUAGACCAAACUUGAAUGAAUACCCCCUUCCUGGAGAAACCCAAAGUCUCUGGACAAAGGCGUCUUUAUUGAGGACUUUGUUGUCUUCUUUGACACAGGCUUAUCUGUCUUCCCUGACCUUAACUUGCCAUGUAGACAUGACUUUACAACCCUGUGUCAACAGCGAGGAGAAAGGCACCCCUGUUGGCGAAAAGUUAUGAAGCCUGCGAGGUUAAAAGAAUCCAUUGAGCUGUUUUGGAGUUUUAUGCUGGAUCAGGGCGUCUAAUCCGACAUACAAAUAUUAGCAGAGAAAGAAAAACUUUCGGAAUGAUUUCAGGAUUAAGAGUCUGCAGCAGUGCUUGCAACUCUGAGAGGCUGUACUUUGGCACAGCACUUCUUUUGAGAUAAAUGUUAAUCUCAUCAACAAUGCUAACACGCUGGCUGCUCAGAGUUAUAUUUACCUUCUUCCUCAUGUUAGGAAAGAGUGUGUGAAAGCUUGCAUGUGCUUUUUAGACCUUUAUUAUGUUAUGUAUCAUGAAAUAAUUUACAAAUAUAAUGAUGGCAAACCACACUUGUUGGUUCCCUGUCGUUUCUGAGCUCUUGUUCAUUAAACCAAACUUAAAUAAAGUCUCAUAAACUGCCCCUGAGUUAUGAGUUGAUUAAUUAACUUAUGAGUAAUUUUCUUAAUACGCCUCAAAUUGUUUUCCUUUUAAAUUGUCUUGAAUUGUCCAUGAAAACCUAAGGAGUCUCAAAAUCAUGAGGGGAACUUGAUUGUCUUGAUAUGAAGCGACUAAUUUCCUGGUAAUUUUUACAAAAAUGAUAGUUUGAUUAGGGGCGGCACAGUGGUGUAGUGAUUAGCACUGUCUUCUCACAGCAAGAAGGUCCUGGGUUCAAAUCCGGGUCAGGGCGUUUCUGUGUGGAGUUUGCAUGUUCUCCCUGAGUCUGCGUGGGUUUACUCCGGGUACUCUGGUUUCCUCCCACAUCCCCAAAACAUGCAGGAGUGGGGUUAGGUUAGUUGGCCACUUUCAACUUGUCCAUAGGUGUGAAUGUGAGCAUGGAUGGUUGUUCAUCUCUAUAUGUCAGAUGAACUGGCGACUUGUCCAGGGUGUCCUCUGCCUUUGCCAGAAGAUGCUGGGAUAGGCUCCAGUCCCCCUGCAACAACGGGAAGAAGUGGUAGAAAAUGGAUGGAUGAUAGUUCGAUUAGACAUUGCUCCAGUCUUCCAAUUUAACCAGACACAGCCUACUUAUAACUUUACUAUUUCUAUCAAAUACUGACAACCCACACUGUACCCCAAGGUGACAUGUACUAUCCCCACUUUGGAUGAUAGAUGACGGGUAGAAGAGCUAAAUGGCUGUAGCUGUUAACCAAAGCUAUGACCUUGACUGGUGGCAAGACAAGACAACACAAGACAAUUUAAAGGAAAACAGUUUGAGGCGUGUUAAGACAAUUACUCAUAAGUUAAUUAAUCAACUCGCAACUCAGGGGCAGUUUAUGAGUGUUUAUGUAAGUUUGGUUUAAUGAACAAGUGUUCAGAAAUAACAGGGAACCAACAAGUGUGGUUUUCAUAAUGCAAAAUAAGACUUUGACUCAAGACACAUGAGAAGAAACCUUUAAAUCUGCAUAAUAAGACUUGAUGUUGCACAGAAUAGAGCUGACUAAAACUUCCAGGCUUGUUUAAUUUUCUGAUAUUUUGAAAGUGCUGCAUGCCACGAGUUAAUCUUAAACUUCUGAAUAAACAUUUGAGUUAACUUGGUGUCUCAUAGGCAGUUGUCCUUUGUACUGGUAAACUGCGAGAAUAACACAGAGUAUUUAUAUCAUUAGAAAACUCAUUUAAUACUUUGUAAGGCAUUAUCAGCUACUCACACACUAACCUAAUUAAUAAUAAACAUGCUGGUGUACUACGAAAAUCCUGUCCAUCAAAAAGGGUUAAAUCAAAACUUUAUAAGCUAAGCCAAAUCAGAUCAUAAGAAGAACAACCAUCCAUCAAAACAACCAUGCAAGUCAUCUAUUUGUGUGAAGUGUCAAGUACAAAUCUUGCAGAAAAAUAACAGACAUCCUAUGACGUAGCUCCGUCUGAAUUGUGUUUUAUGGCAACGUGAGUCAGAGGAAGAAAAGAAGAUGUCAACCCUUCAGGGGCCAUGGUUGCUAUGUUUUACAAGCCAAUCUCAUCUGUCAGGGAUCGUACCAGUAUUGUCAAACAUCGUUUAUCCCAGCUGUUUAAAAGUUGAGCUAACAGUGUUGGUUAUAAUAUCGUAGCAGUGGCAGCGUUUUUUCUUCAGAGCUGAUCUGUGAUUUGUUUAACUCCCACUGGAAGCACUAAAAUAUAAUGCGCUCCAAACACAACACCUACCUUUCUAAUUGCCCUGUAUGUUUCAACAACACCAAUGCUUCGUUGAGCUCAGAAUUAAUUUCCUGGUGGGACUUUGAGCGGAACAUCUUCAUUACUGCAUGUUUUCAUAAUUAAAGCCAGAGGCCAGUAAAAAAAAAAAGAGAGAGAGAGGAAUUCUGUUUGCUCCACUUGCAAUGUUUCCCCUAAUAAAAGGCAGCACCUGACCCUCUUAUUGCAAACUCACCCGGCAAACCAUUAGAGGAGGCCAUAUAAUGUACAUAUUCCCAUGCACCGCAGCACAUUACUGCCCCAUGACACUUAAAAGCAGCACUGAAAAAUGAUCAAUAUCGACUGCUCUGCUUUCAUUUUCAUAACAAACCACUCCAGCUUGAUUGCAGCGAGGUGGAGAAUAGGUUCCCCGGUAGAAAUACCCUGGAGUGCAUAGUUGGACAAGCGCCAGGCAGUAAGGAUUAGCCUUCUGGGCCUGCAGUAUAUCAACAACCCCUUCCUGAGCUGAUUAAGGCUGUCUGAGGCUUUUUAAUAUGAAAUUACUUGUUUAGUUUUUAUCCGAGUAUUAUUUCACUGAUCAGGCAGCCAUAAGAUUUCAAAGAGAUCAGAAAUAAUCACAAUCUGAUUGGGGUUUUUAGGUCAAAGGACAUGUAAACAAUCCACUGAACUUCAUUUCCUCUGACAGUCCAGCAGGAGGGAUCUGAAAUAUGCAUGCGCAUCUGGCAGGAACUUUUCCGUGACUCCUUCUUAAUAGUAUGGGUUGGUGAGGCAACAUUUUUGAUACUUUUACGAGCUUGUCUUUUGGCUUCCAGGAAAUGCAGAGAUCGGAAAUGUCCAAGAUUUAUCCUUGGUUAUAAAUGUUUUGCACCUGCUCGUCGUAUUGAAAAACAUCCGAAAUGGGAUCCAGGAUUUGGAGCUGGAAACAUCAUCACAUCUGUUGAGCUGUUUGUAACCGGCAAAAUAUUCACACCAUGAUGUCCUCAUGUUGGAGCCCCACGGGAGCUUUUGAAUCUGUCAGAAUAUCUUCAUAAGUGAAUCCUACUUGUCUUCUUUGUUUCUCUUAGUUUUAAGAGCAUUUUGAGUAUUUUUGGAGCAUUUCAGAGUUCAGUUGUGAUUGUAAGACUCUCCCAGUGAGGUCAAGGUCGUUGAUUGAAAUUUUAACUCUGAAAGCUGUCAUGGACAAAACCGUCUCAUCACAUGAAUCAUCAAAAGAUUUGUAAAACUCAGAGCUGGACCCUGAUAUUCUUCAUCAGAUACUAUUUUUCUAACUGUGAAGGUCAGUAGUUAUUCACGCUCCAUGUUUUUUGGCGUGUCUGCACAAAGCAAGUCAAAAUUUUUAAUACUUUGUUUUUUUUGCAUACCAAAUGUUUUAAAAUGUCAGUUUUCAAUAUUUUUUACUCUCAAUAGUAUUGAAAAGAAUCAAAGCUCAUGAAAGCGUAGCUCUACAGUCAUUUUCAACCAAAAGCUCCUGCAAACAAAAUAAAAAGAGAGCUGGCAGCUGGAGUUAACUGAUAAAGAGAUGUGGUAAAAGGAGAGAGAGUGCUGGCAAAGAUAAGAAAGUGGUCAAAUUAAGGAACAAGAUGUUAUUUUCUGCUGGUUAAAUAGUGGUUACAGGGAGAUUUAAAGAAACAUGUAACGACUGAUACGAAUAAAAUGACUACAGGUAGGAAAUUUAAAUAUAGUAAGGAUAACAAAAAUUAUGGAUGUCCCAAUCCAUUAUUGAUAUCGGUUUGUUAUCAGUAAAAAAGUAAAUAUCGGAUUAUAUAACCCUGCAUCUUAAAUCUGCGAUACAAGCAGUCCAUUCCUGACUCCCCUCCAGCACCUUUAUCUAGCAUCGCCUGGAUCCAGCAUGCAGAGCCCACGUUAUCACAACAACAAUGUGUACAAAGGGACUAACAAAGUAGCAAGGAGUAGGAGUGAUGUCGGCCAUUUUUUAUCAAAGUCCGAAAAAGACGUUGCAGCUAAAUAGAAAACUUGUCAUGCACAAGUUUGUGCCAAAAUCAGAUCAAUAUCGGUAUAUCGGCUGAUACUGAAGGCUACAAUAUCAGUAUUGUAUCGAAAGUAAAAAAGUUGUAUCAGGACACCCCUAACAAAAAUCAAUUUUGUGUGCCUAGGAGUUCUUUUCGUUCAAGAUUUAGUUUGAUUUCUUUUCUUGUAUUGUGUCAAAGUUAAAAACUUUGGUAUUGUGACAGGUCCAGCUAACAAGUUCGUCUUAUAAACAAACAGUUUCGUCAAAGAGAAUUAUUUUCACCCAGUAGGUUCAAUAUUUCUGAGAGCACCUGACUCAAUCUCAGUAUCAGUGCCAGUCAGGACCGAUGCUACCAGUUUCAUCCAUCUCUCAUCGAACUAAUUGUAUUUAAUGCAAUAUGUUGAGCCAUGUAAAGUUAUCGUAAAGUAAGAAAAUUUGUUCAUCCUGAUGAUACUCUGAUUGUGAGCGGUUUAUUAUAGUAAACAGAGUUCGGAGUGCUUGUUCUAUACAGAGCUGGGUCCUCAUAUUGAGCGAUGUAGCUGAUAGGGGGGAAAAAGGGUCUGGCCUGCCAAGUCUGAUGCCUUUGAUGACUGAUUCAGAGCAGCCAGGCCUUAGGUUGUGUAAAAGCCCCUCUGUGUCUCUGCAGUGAGGGGGCGGCCUUGAAACAGCCACCCCUCUCUCAGUCAUAAUCGUCUUAAACAAGCUAUCGCAUUGUUUCUGAGCUUUGUUAACUAUGUGUGAUGUUCUUCUCUGUCAGGAACAGGAUAACACCCUGCACACGAACAAUAGACCAAAUCUGAGCCGUGGGCUUUUAGGAGAGGUGUUUGAUGAGAAGCAAGUAGCAAUUUCAGUCAGCCGGUGUUGUUCACACUCUUUCUUUCAGCAGAAGUAGAAUUAUAUUGAAAAUACUCUAAAGAUUAUAACCCAGCGCUCUGAGGGCCCGGGUACUUGGCAGUAGCGCCCUGUUGCAUUUCAAACAUUUUAGUUGGAUGUGUCAGCAGGAAGAUUGAGCUGAAUUCUUCCAAGCUUUCUUGAGCUAAUUAAAUUGGUCAUGCUUUUGGCGAGUACAACGCAACAUGUAACAAAAUACCCUUUUCACAGCGUUGAGAUUGAUGAGAGCUCCGAGGCUGUACAAACUAAUUCCCCGAGCCCCAUUUGUCCGUGACUCCUGGCCUCUGCCAGCGUGCAUGAGGAAGAAACUACUCAGCGGCGGAUUUAAGGGCCCGCUGAUGUGUAAAGCAGAGGUUGAAAUGGUGAGUAACGGCUGAGCAACAGAGUCGAGCUUACUAACGCAAACCCCGGGGCUUUUGGAGAAUAUUCCUUUUAUGGGGUCUAUCUCUGUGACGACUCCAGCGGGGCAGAGUUGCUAAAGACAUGACUAAGGCAGUAACCGAGUUGUUGGCAGGCAACACUGUGAAACAGUGGUAAGACCUUCACAGAAUGAGCCUGUCAGCAAUAGGGCUAAAAAUAAGAAACCCUUAAGCUGAAAGGCGGCCUCAGAGAGCGUCUAUCUCUUUUGUUUAGAUGAAGUGAGGAGUCAAUGAGCGAGUGUUAUCUGUCCCCUCUGUUGAUGGGCCUUAACCUGGGCCUGCUGCUCCGUGCUGGGAAUCUUUAAACCAUCUGGGGAUUCCCGAGUCACAGCUGCUUUCUCCUGCUGGAAUGAUGUGUGAAAUGUGUGGGUUUCUUCGCUUGUGGCUGUUAUUUUUCUUUCUCCCUCUCUGCCUCCCUUCUUCCUCAACUCCUCUUUUCCAGGCAUGGCUCAGUGAUGGUCUGUGGAGGGAGGUGGGUGGGUGGGGUGGGGUUGGGGGGGGGGCUGAGCGUUGAGCUAGCAGCAGUAUGCCUCCCGCCCACUCCCUCUCCAGUCUUCCUCUCGUGCUUCCUGUGGGAUUGAAGAGGAGUAUGGUUUUAACAGGGAAGGAGAAGGAGGAAAAAAAAAGACGGGCGGUGGGGGGAGUUGUCUUGGCUCGGAUGGCCUUCAAUAGGGAGAAUGUCUGGACGUUAUAGAGGAAGUGGGCUGUACAUUUCAGGAGAAUGGGGGUUGCAUUAUUGGAAUUCAAAUGGGACAGGAGCAAACGGAGGCCUGUGUGAGUUUUGGGUAGCAAUAGUGGGCUUGUUUGGUGCCUUCAUGAAAGAGUAAUGGACUUUCCACAGGGCAUGUGGGAGGAGAAUGAUCUGACUAAUGAUAUGUAUUGCUUGAUUAUUUGAGCCAUCACGUCGGGCUCUUCUUCUAUUGGCCACAGCUGGAGAAUAAUGGAUGUGCAGCUGUGUUUAACUACUUCCGAUAAAUCAAGUUGGUGCCCAGUAAUUAAUGCCUUUUUCAAUGCAGCUUCUAUCAUUUAUGGUUUAUUUACCUCGUCUGUCGUGGGUAUCGCUGUUGGAUAAUGAAUGCAUCAUUGAUUACUGAGAUAUAUGGGGAGUGUGCUGAUUAUUCACAGCAGCGGCAUGAAUACAAUUGAAGAUUGUCAUGAAAGUCUGCUACUGCAAAGCAAAUAAAAAACAGGGUUUGUACUGAUGUGUAUAAAUGCUAGAAACCAUUAUCCAUAUGCUACUUAGUUACUAACUAAAAGCUGAGCAUUUUAAUACACAGUCAAGUUAAAAAUAAACCUGUGUAUCUUUAUAAUUCAUAUUUAUCCGGACAUAAAAACACUGAAUGCACUUUAACCCUAGUUUUAGCUUUUACUUUUGGUUUCUCUUGAACCUUAUUGUUCAGCUACCUUCUGUGUUGUUAUGCAGCUCUAUGUGAAGUAAUGCAGUUUAUGUUGUCUAGUCUCUGCAAGAAUAUACGUCAAUACUUCUGUCCUCAGUCUCUCUCCUUCUUUUCUGGGCUUUAGCAGUUGACACCUCAAGAGAUAAAUGACAUAUUAGUACUCAACAAAAAAGAGAUUCACUCAUCAGCUCUGCUGCUGGUGCACAUUAUAAGUUAUAAUAGGGCUGGGCGAUAUGGCCUCAAAUCAAUAUCCCGAUACAUUGAGCAGUACACCUCGAUUACGAUAAAUGGACGAUAACUACUCCACAAGCUGCUCCACCCCUCCCACAUUAACUAUAACUCCAGCCGCUACAACUUUCAAACCGUCCCCCAUCUCUUCACCUGUCUUUCCCUCUUUGUUACGGACUGGAUGGGGUGGAGUUACGUCUCUGAUCUAGGACAGCGUCUUAAAGGGACAUGAAACCAUAGACUACCUACACACAUCCACCAACUACACCAACUUUUAUUUAUUUAGUUUUUGACACCGAACAUACGGGCAAAAUGAUGUUGGUUAUUGUCGUAAAAUUUGGUAUCUGUAAAUUUUCGGUUUAUCACCCAGCCUGACAUUAUAAUAUAUAAAAAUUUUGCUGAGCCUGUGAAUUCAGUGAGCCAACAGGAACUUAAGUUUUCACCAGUGUCAACAGGCUGAGGUCCUUUAAACAUAUCAUUUAAUUUGAUAUAAGUGUGAUCAGUUUGAUCCCAGUUGAGAAUACUGUUGUUUGGGGAUUUUGACCAAUCAAAACCAAAUGUCCAGCACAGCUUGGUAAUAACACUUGAGAUAUUUAUCAACGUAUUUUAAGUGGAUUAAUGAGAAUGCCAUGAAUGUUAUUGAAUUUCUGUGUAUUAUUCCUCACAUUUUGAAAAGCAAACUUGUGCAAACUGUUUCUUUAACUUGAUCAAUUAUUGAUUUCUAAAUUUGAUGUGUUGUUAGAGAGUGAACACUCAAAUAGAAGAAACACCCACAUAGAAAACACUUCUACUACUGCUGCCUUUUAACAGGAAACUCGUCUUAUUUUUCCAGAAGUAUUAUCUUUGUCAUAAUGAUGAUCCACAGACAUUUAAUUUCCUUUGGACCUACUUUUCCACAGUUUUUUUUUUCCUACCAAAAGUGUUGACUCUGAUGUUUGAGAUGCUGAAUAUUUCUGCUGAACUUUGUAAAUAUCGUUAUUUUAUUUGGAUGAGCAGCUGUGUUGAGCUGAUUUAUAUGCCUACAGGUCUUAAAAUGCUGACCACAGUAUGCAGCAGUGUGAGUAUACAUGCUGUAUCCCUGUGUUUGUGCAGAACCUAAAUCCACAGUUUCCUCACACUGAGGUGCAGAGUAAACACGAACACGGCCCGGCCACAGGUAUCUGGAGUGUCUCACUGACUGGUAGAGAGUGCUCUUCAGGAGCGGAGAGUAAACAUCAGCCUGUUUGGUCUUUAUUUGGUCACUUUGCUGAGCUUUUAACAGACUAAACUUCACUGACUGAGGCAGAGCCGGUGAGUUAAGUCUCAGGGCUGAACUGUUUAGAGGAUGUGUGACGUAUUCGCUGAGAUGCUUCAUUUGCUUGCGCUCUACAGCUGGCCUUUCACAUGGUUCGUCCCCUUUGUCAGCCUCCCUGAAAAGGUCAGCUAUGUUCAUACAUCAAGUGUGAAGCUUUACACCCCCUUUUCACUUUUUGACCCCACAGCCGGCUGCUGUGUCCCACUUCUAUAUCUCGGUUAACUUAACCACAAACCACUCCUAACUUUCCUUUUUUUCCCCACACUUCCUUUGCAUCAGACCUCUGUCUCCAAUACAUUACAUUUGUCCUCCUCUUCCUACUCCUCCACACGAGUCCACAAUCAGCUACCAUCUGGUUCAGCAUCACAGGGUAGCCGUCUGGAACUAACCCUAUGCAAAGAUCAACUUCCUGAGAUGUCAAAGGGACUUGUGUUAUUGCAUUCACUGGGGACAGGGAGGGAAAGUGGGGGGUAUCCUCUCGUCCUUAUUGGCCCCUUCUUUUUCUUCUCUGAGGCCCCAAGAUGUUUUCUCCAAGGGAUUGAUGCAUCUCCCACGCAGAGGAAGACAGCACUUCCCCUCUGCAGACGGCAGGAUAUCAUGAAAUUCUGUGUCAAACUACAAAGUGUGUUUGUACAGCGAUGGUACACCAACAGAGAAUGGACACAUUUCUAUUUGAGCUUCAUUUGACAUUUGAUCCUUCAUCUCCUCCUGAAUCCGAGCCAGCCUGAGAGGAAGUAUGUGCACAUUAAAAAUCAAGGAAGUGGCUUUCCUUUCCUGAUAGGGGAUAGCUUUGAGAGAUUUAUGCCUCCUUAGAAUUUGGAGGUCUGGAAAUUUGAGUUACGGUAACCCCUGGUGAGCCCCGAGCUUAAAGCGGGGCCAAUAAAAGCAGAACGUGUGCUUUUUUUUCCUCCUCUUAUCAACAUGUUCCUCCCAUACAUCUGCAGAGACAUUGGAGGGUCACCAUAAUUUACCUCUAAAUAGGGCAAUUAAUCUUGGCAUUGAUUUGUUAUCAGCAGAGGAACAGUCCUUAUUGAGUUACAUAAGAUACUCUCCCGUAAUGCUGCGGACUUAGAGAGAGAAACAAACAGGUCAUGUCACUUAGUAGGGUUACUUCCCAUUAAUUAUGUGUAACUUUUCAGAUAAUUUGAUUUCCAGACUCUGGACACAGCCUAAUUGAAUUGCAGGUAGUGAAUUAGAGGAAGACAACACAGCAGGAUCAUGUCUGUCGUCUGUAGAAAGGUAUAAAGCUUGAUGGUUUAAAGGUAUUGCGUGACUCAGUGUGCCAUAGGAAACCAUUAGAUGAAUAAGGGAUAUUUUUCUUGACAAGUCCAAGGAAAAUUGAGUCGAAUGGAUUUCCUCUCACGGACAGAAACUUCCAAAGUUUCCUUCAAACAUUUAAAUGAGACCUCAAAAUGUAAUUUUCCUUCGACUUUCCUUUGGUUGCUUUUGGGAUUAAGACUGUUUCGUUUGAUCUUACCGUGUUUGGUUAAUGUCCCUCUAUUGUUUACUGUAAAUUUUGUCUUCCAUGACUUUGGUUUCUCUUACCCAAGCUUCACUGGUAGCUCUUCGGUUUCUGUGAAUAAAUAGAAAGUUUGAAUUUUACAGUUUGGUGCCAGUACAUAUUAAAGGAAAGAGAAGUAGCAAAAGCAAAUUAGCUUGUCCUCAAUCAUGUCUGCCUUUGGAGAGCUUUUAAACAGUUUUGGCAAAUAUAUUGGCAUUUGGACAGAAAACUGAACUAUUGUCCUUCAUGUAGGAAAUUUGUCCAGGGGUGCGGUGUCCAUCGGCUAGGACAAAUUGCAUACAGAGCAUUAGUACAUACACGAACAUUCAAGCUUCAAACAUCAACGCGCAAGUAUUGCACAUGAAUAAAGUGACCUGAGUGUUAGAAGGAGUUCGACUUUCAUAAUCAGAAGACGGGACAUGAAAAGUUUAAGGUUAAGACAACUAUGCCCGACAAUAAUACAACUUAAAAGUAUAAAAGUAAUGUACUAAGAGCACAAGACUAAAGAUUAAAAAAGACGAGAAAGACUAAAAUCCCUGUACAAAAAGGGUAAGAAUAAAAUUAAGUGCACAGGUCUCAGAAAUAAAUGAGUAUAAAUAAAUAAGUACAAAAUAGCAAGAAAGAAAAGAAAGAUCGGUACAACUCUCAUGAUUGGGAGAAGCGAGCAUCCAGUUAGCUUUGCAAGAAAAUUGGAAACAACCAACAACAGCUAGCAUGAUCGAAGCAAAACUGGUGAACCAGCUCCUCCAAAGUUUUCUAAUCAUCAUUUUCCUCCGAAAUCUUAAAAAUCAAAGUGUCCAACUGUACUUUUCUGUUUUUUUUAUUUUUUUUAUGGUGGAUUAUGUAUCUACGGUGGACGAGAACUGCCACUGCUGCAAAUAAUAAGAAUGUAAAAAAGUAGAAGCCACAAUGGAAGUCACCGAUGGGGAAAAAAAGAAACUGAAGCCCGCUGAAGAAACAGAUUUUUUUUUUUAAAGCUACAACAGAAGUUCAUUACACACAAAAAAAGUGGCGAUGCAAAAAAAGAAAAAAAAAAAGAGUCACUACAAAAAUAACAGAAUGCAAAUAAAAAAAGCCACAACGGAGGGUGAGCUGCUGGGAACUAAUGAUAAAAAAAAGUGAGGGGUCUGCAUACUUAUUUCUAUGAGUAAAGCAACUGAACCGUAACGCUACCGAACUUGACUCUACUCUCGUGGGUCUUUUGGGGCGUUGUGGGUUUCCCAUGUUAGCCAAAGCUAACGCUACACCAGCAUUCUCAAGUUCAACUUCAUAUCGAUUCAGGCGCAAAAUGGCCUAACCAAAUGACACAUCGAAAAGCACACGUAGUGAAAUCAAACAAUAACAUUUCUACUCACUUCUUUGUUUGUCUUCUCGCCGUCGUCUUCUGUGGCUAGAUCGUAAAACACUGGUGCAUCAUCAGUAUUGGUCCCUGGAAGCUCACUUCCGUUGUGGCUUUUUUUUUAUUUGCAUCUUUUUAUUUUCGCAGGAAGUCCCUUUUUAAAUUUUUUUUUAUUUUUUAUUUGCAUCGCCACUUUUUUUCUUGUGUGUGUGUCGUUAACUUUUGUUAUGGCUUUGUUUAUCUGCACCAUUUCUUUUUUCAUUUGCAGUGGGCUUCGGUUUCUUUAUUUCUUUUUUUUUUUUUUUGCAUCGUAACUUCCAUUGUAACGUCUUUUUUAAAAAAAAUUUAUUUGCAGCAGUGGCGGUUCUCGGCCACCGUAUGUAUCAAGUAGAGGCAGACGUAUCACAUAAUAGGUCUCAGUGAAGCUAAAACACUGAUUCACCCGCCUUCUCUGCAACACUAACUUGUGAAUACUUAGCUAGAGUGUGGUAUUUGCGUGUGUGUGUGUUGAGUUAGAGCCCAGAAAAUAAGGUACAAAUACUGUAUUGUAUCAUUUACAGUAAAUAUUAUUGCAGUCUAACCGAUCUCAUAGCCUGCAGAAACAAAUAUCCACCAAACACCCCUGAUUUCCAACACUAGUCCCCAAGUAAACACCGUGAGAGCCACAUAAGACCGGAAAGCUUAGAUGACUAAUGAUCAGGUUGAUCAAGUUGAGCUCCAGAUGGGUGCCGGACGCUACAGAGCAAUCCAGGAAACUCUUUUAAGUUUUACACUUUCUAACACACACACACACACACCUACCCCACACACAUGCAGCAGAGUAGAGUCUUGAGUGAGAUAUGAACCAGAACUGCCACGCCUUGCUCCUUGAGUUACCUCCUGAACAUUAUGUGACGACAAUACAGCUGGAGGAAAUGAAGCAAUCUGUAAUUAGCGUUCUUUGUCACAGUAUCAGUUACGUCACUGAAGGCUCCACCCAUAAAUUUUGGCAGAUUGCAGACAGAAAUCAGUGUUUUGGUGGUGUGUUUGAUGAGUCAAAAUAGGAUCAGACACUGUGGAAUAAAAAAGUUCCCAGUCUUCCCAGUCUUUAUUGUCUGUCUGCACUGGCAGAAAGGUAAUUUUUAAUUGUGCAACCUUUAUAUGACGCUUUAAACUGAAUAUGACAGCCAUUCACUCAUAAUAGGAGGAAUAUGUAAGUCCAGGUAUGAGGCAAUCAUCCCACAGUUUCAAUCUGACCUUGUUUCUCUCCCCCCUGUAAUGCAGCCUGAUGAGGAAGUCAGUUUAUGGUCCUAGAUAUCAGGUCACCUACCACCUGCAAACGGAGUUUUGAAAUCACAACUGCAAUGUUUACUGUUAGCUUGAGCAAUCAACGUUUUUAUUCUCUUCCUGGUGCACAACAAAAGAUUGAGCCUCUUGCGGGGGCAGUUUGUUAAACCUUUCGUCACCUGCUGAAUGGAGACUUUACUGCUCAUCAUAAACUUAAACGAAACAAAACAUACAGGCAGGAAACAGCACCUGGGAUUUAUACAUACUGUACAUAUAUGAUAACCAACGAGUCAAUUAGUCAUAGUCAGUGUUUUCAUGAGCAAACAGUCCACUUCAGGCUGAUUGAUAUUCACAUCUUCCAAGUGAUGGCAUCCUUAUAGUUGUGUUUCCAAGCCUUAUUAAUUCAUGAGCAGCUAAUUACAGCUUUAAUUAAAACAAUCAGCUUGGUGUUGCUAGUCUGCCUUUUGUUGCUUCCUGGACUUGGGGGGGUGCAGGACUGCAUGGCUGAUGUUGGGAGGGUCCCUCAGGGGGCGAACUGAUGAGAAGGAGGUGAAAGAAGAAGUAGGAGACAGAUGUUUGUGACUAAUUCUCACUGAUACGACGCUUCAGUGCUGUUGAUUUGUGUGAAGUCUAGCCAACAAUAACGAGGAAAUGCACAAAGGAUGAGGUGAAGCGUAAAAUAACGGCCUCUGAAACCAGUUUGACUGAGUAAUAUUUGCAAAAUUUGGUAAAUCAGACAUGCUGGAGUGAAAUUACAGUUAUUGUCACGUUUGGUGUCGUGAGGUGUGUCUCAGUGUUUGUGUUUUGGCUUUCUUCGAGUCAAGAGCCGACAUGUCGAGGAAUGUGACCCACAGGACGUUACACCGACACCAUCGUUUCUGAAAAAGGAGGAAGAAUAUUGUUGUUUUUCUGACCUGAUUGCGCAAGUCAACCGCAAAUGAGAGCCUUAAAGAGAAAAUCAUUAUCUGCUCAUUAUGAGUGCAUGCAGAGCGUCUGCGUGUGUGCGUGUAUGAGAGUGAUGUCGAUGGUGUUAGACACAGCUGACUCUCUUCUGUGCCAGCCAGAACCUGUCCAACCAGCUGGGGGAAUGAUAACACGCUUUCCCAAAAACUCCUCCUGUAAAAACUACCACUAUGAGAAAGCCUCUGUGCUUAUCAGUAAUUCCGCUCUCCUUAUCCAGAACUUUAAUUGCAUAACUUCUUAUCAACCCACAAUUGUGUUCCAGUGAAUCUCCCUAGCAAUGUCUGUGUUGUAUCAAACUGAAAACCGCCUGGAUCAGCGUUCGAUUUAAGCCCGGAGAUUUUAUGAAGUCAUGUCAAGAACCUGCCCUAAAAACACACGUGUUUUAACAAGGCUAGAGUUAUUGAAUCAUGUAUUAAUCAUGAGAUUUAGAGAUAUAAAGUUCCCCCAAAGACUCACACCCACAAAUCUCAUGGAAUAUAUGACACACUGUGAAUCUUUUCUCUGAAAUGACACAAUGGGCCCGGAGAUGCUGGUUGCAGUGUUUUUUUUUAAACUCGUCUUCAUUGCAGUGGAAAGAUUGAGGCCUCUGCCAGUUCACUUUGACUGAUGAGCCAGAAUUCGCUUCGUUGGUGAGAUCUGAUUCUGACUCUAGAUGCAACCCAGAUCCCUUUUUUUUUUUCAAAUUACAGACAGCCAAGUUAUGACUGCGCAGACCAAGAUUCACAAACAGAGACACAGGCACAGAACGUUGUAAAAGGAGCCAACGUGUUACAUAAGCGGAGAAUGUUUGUGAUGACAGCAGCAUGGGCCUCAGAUAAAUGAUGAUACAAGUGCUCUUAAACGCUCUAACACUCUUCUUUUCCUUGCAGUAUGUCAAGGCAUCACCAACCGAUUAAACCUCCUGGGCUCAAAAGACGACCACUAUCUGAACAUGGUGAAGACCUACAGCAACUGCACCGUGGUGCUGGAAAACCUGGAGAUCACCUACAUGGAGGAGCAUCGUGACCUGUCCUUCCUCAGGGUGAGGAUUGCACAUAAAUGAUGAUGCACAAAGCAGACGAGAGGGUUCCCUAUCAUCAGUUUAUUUAAAGUUGUCUCUUUGGUGGUCUAAAGCCGGUCUGUCAGACAAUCUAUCCUGGAUCUUUAAAGGCUCGUUGUCGCUGCUCUUAUCGCUUCAGUGCAGAUAAUUAAAAUCAGUGGGGAGUGAGUCCAUAGUGACGGAUGAUUCAGUGUGUUUAUGACGCUCCGGUUGGAGCUUUUGCUUGAACCCCAGCUGUAAAGACACGGCUGCGAACGCUGGAGCAGAUGUGAAGAGGGACCACACACACACACACACACACAAACUCACAUGGAAGCUCGCACACUCAAAAGUAGAAGAAAAUACAGUCAGCAGAUAUCGUGAGGGAGUUUGGGGGAUUUAAUUUCCACUUGUGGGGUGGGGAGGGGGAGGCCAUAAUUACCUCUACACUUUUUCCAUGUCUAUUUUUGUCUUUCUCUAAGAUUGUCUGUGAAAUCUGACUUAAUGGAGUCCAGCAGCUUCAUUCAGAUCGAGACGAGCUCUGAGUUGAUAAAAAUGCUUAUGUGUGCACCAACCUUAUCUUCAGUUGUUGUCAAACACUUGAGGAAGCAGUUCAGCAGGUUUAUAUUAAUGUCCUUUUUUUUCUCCGGGUUCGAUAGAUAUGUAGUAUCUGUACACGAAUUAUGCGUAAUGUGUUUAAGUAUGUAUCAAAGAUUUAUUUUAACAGCUGACCACAACAUCUAUUAAUUUAACUUACUAUAACAAAAUUGGGUCUAUUGAGCUGAUUAUAUGAAAACACUAAUAUCUUAUGGGACCCAAAUCUCAUGGUUUUGUGUUUAAAAGGCUAAAUAUAAGUUCUGGUACGUGACAAACAUGAUUGAUUGUGUAUAAAAGCAGUAAACAGCAUCCUUGAAGCUUCAUAUUUUAUUCACUUUCAUUGUAGUUCUUGUUUGGAAAAAUCCUGACGUUGCAAAUUAGCUCCAGUUUCCAACAACAACAACAACCUUCUCAUAUUUUUCCACAGUCGAUUGAAGAAGUUGGCGGCUACGUCCUGAUUGCCCUCAACACGGCUUCCAGGAUUUCUCUGGAGAACUUGCGCAUCAUUCGAGGACAUUCACUCUACGAGGGAGAGUUUGCUCUUUCCGUGUUAGCCAAUCAAGACAAAGCUUCAGGUCAGGGCACCAGUGAGCUCCUCCUAACCAGCCUCACAGGUCAGUCCAUAUCUAUGUUUUUUUGAGGACUUAUUGCAGAGUUGUUCAAGAGCUGUAAAAGUGUGAAUGUGUGGUAAAAUUGUUUGUGUGGUUCUUAUUUUCAGAAAUUAUAAAAGGUGGUGUAAAGUUUGGGCCUGGCCGCCUGUGUAAUGUCGAGACAAUACAGUGGUACGACAUCGUCAAUGCAGAGAGCAAACCUGUUAUGGAGCUGCCGAUGGCCAGCAACAACCCCCGCUGUGAGUAAAACAUCGAUUUAUACAUCUUCAAAGAAUUGCAGUGUUUUAAAAUCAACAUUUGACCCUUUAAAUUUCUUUUAUUCUGCUUCAACAGGUCAAAGAUGUGAUUCAAGCUGCUUCAACGGGUCAUGCUGGGCACCUGGUCCUCAAAACUGUCAGACCUGUAAGAUGACCUUUUAGGCUUUUUCAUCAUUUUUAAGAUUUGACAAUUAACCUACUGUAUGUGGAGGCAACACUUAAAGGGAUAUUCCGGCAUAAAAUUAAUGUAGGGUCAAACACACCGUAACACUGAGUUACACACCCCCCCUAGAGAUGAAUGACCGCUUGUUUCUCUAGUUAAACCAACUUUAGUAACGACCACAGGAUAGCAAUACACAGCUGUCUGAGGAGCCAUUAACAAACCUCAACAAAAAGCCACUCUAUAGCCACAAAUAAUGCUCAGAACAGCACCUAACUUCAUCAACAGUAGCCAGGCCAGUCCAUUACGGACUGCAGCGGGGUUGCACAGCUCAAGGAGGAACAUUUAUGAUCAUUUCUUCAUGGAAAUGCAAAUGAUAAAGAAAUUAUCAUAAAUGUUCUUCCUUGAGCUGCGUCACCCCGCUGUAGUCCGUAAUGGACUGGCCCGAGGUUUCGCUACAAACAAGUGGCUGCUGAAAGAGAGUUGGUGAGUUGUGUUUAGUCUCUUUGCUAAAGAAAUUAGGCAAAAUUAAAAAGAUGUUUGGUGGCUAGUACUAUGGCUGAGACCCUAUAUGUACUGUUGAUGAAGGUAGGUGCUGUUCUGAGCAUUAUUUGUGACUAUAGAGCGGCGUUUUGGUUGAGGUUUGUUGAUGGCUCCUCAGACCGUUGUGUAUUGCUAUCCUGUGGUCGUUACUAAAGUUGGUAUAACUAGAGAAGCAAGCGGUCAGUAACAUUUAUUCUUUGAGGGGGUGUCUAACUAGGUGUUACGGCGUGUUUGACCCUAAAUUAAUUUCACACCAGAACAUCCCUGUAAAGAGUUCUACUUUACUUCUUUCAAAAUAAAGGACUUUAUUUAAACCCCAGAUGAAAAUUGACAUUUUGCAGCAGCACAAGGAUAUAGUUUGAGUCCUGUUAGAUGCCAAAAGAAUUAACAUUUUCUGUAGUGUCCACUUUGCUGGUGGUAUCAUUAAAUAUAAGCCGUAAGCGCUCUGUUUUGCAUAAUGUGGUCUGUUAUCAACAUUUUUACUACAUACUAUAGCAGCAAGGUGAUAAUCAGAUGCAAAUAUGCUUCAUUGUUUGCACCAUGAUUUAAAAAUCUAUCCACGGUUUUAAUAAAGCAAAGGAAAAAAAACUCGCCAGAGGUUAUCUCACUGACGUUGUCCUGCUCCAUAUUGCAGUAACUAAGCUGAAUUGUGCGCAGCAGUGCUCUAAAAGAUGCAAAGGACCUUCACCCAGCGACUGCUGUAAUGAGCACUGUGCUGCAGGCUGCACGGGACCGAGGCCAACAGACUGUCUGGUGAGAGAAAGAUACCUUCAUAUGUAGGACAAGAGUAAUGGAGGAGAAGCUUAAACAAAAGAAAACACUCUGAAUGUUUUAUGCGACUGCAUUAAAUCUGGAUUUGAAGCCUCCAAUAAAACAAAGCCCUCAUUCAGCAGCAUCUGCUUUUAUGAUCAGAACUUGUAGCUGUUAUUGGUUUCAGUACCAACGAGACAUAUAACUGCAGAUUAAAUCUUUCAUCUGGCACUGCCUGGAGUAUCAGCGUCUGCUCUCGCUCUCUCUCUCUGUGCAGCUCUGAGGAUUAAGCUAAGGCUCUGAUAGAGGAAUGCAGUGUUAUCAUUACUGUGAGGCUGUGUUAUGGUCCCAGACUGCUGGAUGACUGUUGUUUGUGCUGCAGGCCUGUCGGGAUUUCCAAGAUGACGGGGUGUGUAAGGACUCCUGCCCGGGCCUCAUGCGCUAUGACCCCAACCUGCACCAGCUGGUACCCAAUCCACACGGGAAGUACAACUUCGGGGCCACCUGUGUCAAGAGCUGUCCACGUAAGAAAAGCCAUAAACAAACAAAACCUUUUAUUUUUUAUUUUUAGCCAGAAAAAGUUCCCAAACCUUCUCGACACUGAGACAUUAAUCACUUUACAUAAAUGCCUUCCCUGUAACUCUUAUCUUGACAGCCAAGACAAAUAAAAGAAAAGUAGGUUGCUUCAAUGGCCCAUAUGAAACACACCAUGCAUGAUUAUGAGCUUUUUCACUUUGUGAUAAGCUGAACAAAGUGGCCUGGUUGUCCUUCAGAGCUGUUAGACAUUCAGUGGUUACAGUUAGCCUCCGUUUAAUUAUAAACUGUAUAAACACGGAAAGAAAAUGAUUGAGUUUCAGGGCGUGUUAAUGCAACACUGCUCUCUCUCAGUUUAACUCACGCAGCUCUGUCCCGGAGUAACUCAGACUGUAUUCCUUACAGUUUUUUAAUAUACUCUACUGUAUAGCUCCACUGCUCAUAUCUUAAAUAUUAAUUCAGAAUUAUUCAAUUUUUUGUUGGUUCCUUUUUUCGCCCUUAACCCUUUCAUGCCUUUUUUAUCAUAUUUGAUACAUACUUUUAUAUACUUCUUUCAAAUCUGUAUGAUCAACAAAUUACUAAAAAAAAACACCUGAAUACAGUCCGAUAAAUGAUAAAAAUGUCCUUGUAGUUUAUCAGUUUCCAAAAACAUCUAAUGUAUCAAACAAGAUAAAUAAAAAAAAUUGUUAAAUUUUAAGGACAUUUUGAUUUUUUUUGGCUUUCAGUAGGAAGUGAAAUAAACAUUUCAGCUCCAAAAAAAACCUGAAUAUUCUGGCCAUAAUUUGUGGUGUCACGCAUUAAAGGACUAAUACUCAAUAAAAUUCAACCUGUAGAUGUUACACUUUACAUGAUUGCACAGUUACAGCUUGUAUUUUGCAAUCACUGCAGAUAACUAUGUUGUGACUGAUCAUGGAGCGUGUGUGCGGACGUGCAGUGGUAACACAUACGAGGUGGACGAGGGAGGAAUCAGGAAGUGCGCCAAGUGUGAAGGGCCGUGUCCGAAAGGUAGGAGGUUAAACCAUCACUGUGCAACCCGGGGACGCAUUUAUGACUCAUGUGUACGUUUUCCAAGUACACUGCAAAGCUGCUGGAAAUUCUGCUUCUCUAAAUUUCACUUAGUUACGAGGUGCAUCAGACCUAGGCUGGUAGCUUCACACUGUUUCCAGGAUUUAUGCUAUGCUUAUGGGAGCAUAGUUUAGACACAAAACCGUUGUUAUCAAGGUAUCUGUUUCAUAGCAUGAAAGACUGUAAAAAACUGGUUUGGCCUACUUCAGUGAGCUCAGUUUUAUGUGGUACGAUAUGUAAAGCUGAUAAAGGUCAUGACUUUAACUGCUUUGCACUAUUGUAAGUAAAGGGUCUGGAGGCAGGAGUCUUCCUGUCAUAGUUUUUUUAAUUAUUUGCACAGCUUGAUAAUAAAAGAGAUAACAGGAAGUUCCCAAAGCUUCAGUACUAAUCUGAAUUACUGUUUUUUUUUUUUAUGAUUUUCAGUGUGUAAUGGACUUGGGACAGGGAACAUGACCCGCAUCCUGUCCAUCAACGCCACCAACAUUGAUUCCUUUAAAAACUGUACUAAAAUCAACGGAAACAUUGCCAUCAUUCACACAUCCAUUCACGGGUAAGUCAGCAUCAUUUCAGCUGUUAUGCUAUUAUAUAUAAUCUGUGUCAGCUGCACCUUUAUGAUGAUUGUUAACAUGUGUCCCCGGCCAUCUGUAGGGAUACUUACACCAAAACACCGAAGAUGAUCCCCUCCCAGCUUGAUGUCUUUAAGACGGUUAAAGAAAUUACUGGUAAGGCUGUGCUAAACUUAGGAAAUGCGUGACGCAGUGAAUGCAAAAUUUCACAAUUAACUUUCCGCUUGUUGCUUCAGGAUAUUUGUGGAUUCAGAAUUGGCCGGAGAACAUGACCUCACUGAGUCCCUUUGAGAAUCUGGAGAUCAUUCGGGGAAGAACUAAACGGUAUGUUCCUCGUAAAGACCCCUGCAGAUUCACAACAGCUGGAUCAGAAGAAACCAAUUUGUUUUUCGGGCAUUGGGUAAUAUUCAAAGCCUCAUAAAACCUGCCUUUUGUUUGUUUGUUCACUGUUUUCCUUUUUUUUCUAGUGGGAGCCGCAGUAUGGUGAUGACUCACCUCAGUAUCCAGAGCCUUGGCCUUCGCUCCCUAAAAGAAAUCAGCGAUGGAGACGUGGUCAUCAUGAAGAACCAGAACUUGUGUUACACAGAGAAGAGCCACUGGAAGAGGCUCUUUAAAUCGGACAGCCAAACUGCUACCAUUGAGGAAAACUCUGAUCUUGAUUCAUGUGGUACAUAUAAAAAAAAUUCUUUCCCAAACCAAACUCAGUCACUCAUUCAUUGAUUUAACGCUUCUGCUCAUGAAAUUCACAAGACAGAUUUGAUUGAUGACCACUAAUUUCCUAAACUGGAUAAUUAUGAGGGAAAGAUCUCUUGUGAAGAUUGUUUGUUUGUUUUCAGAGCAAAGGAACAACACUUGCGACAGGAAGUGUACGGAGAACGGCUGCUGGGGUCCCGGCCCGGACAUGUGUUUCGCUUGCCGUGACUUCAGCCGUGAAGGGAGCUGUGUUGACUCCUGCAACAUCCUGGAGGGGUGAGGGAGGAGUUAGUGUUUUUAUGCCUUUUUAAUCUCUGAAAUGCUCUAUUCCUCUCUAAUUCAAACAAACAAACUGAGUAUCAGACGUGUGUGUUGUAGAAUUAACUCCUUCAAAACGGUUUUAUACCCUUAACAUUUCUACACUGGCGUUAAAUCAGUUUGGGGAUUUACUAUAAAAACUCUUUUAAGACUAAUUAAAAUCCUUGAUAUUUGAGGGCAGAACUAACACUGAGACUAAUACUUGUAUGAAAUUUGAGGCUGUUAUUUUUCUUUUCUUCCUUCUUUUUGUCAACGUAGUUCAUAUUAAACACAAAGACAAAGAUCGAGACAAAUACUGGCAAGAAAAUGUAUAAUGUGGGAGUACUUUAGCUUAAAAUAAUGCACAUAUAUCAUGAAGUGGUGUUUUCUGUCAUCCUUUCUUCAACUUUGUCCAUCUAGUCGCUGAGAUUUGGAGGCCCAAAGUCAUAUCAUUUCUUUGUUAUUGCAGUUUUUUGAAGUAGUAAAUAGUUUUCUUGACAAAUACAGACCUCUAAAAAACAGGAGCUAUACAUCACCGACCAAAAUCUCAACACGAAAUCUUUCUCAGUUACACAUAUAUCCACUCAGAAUGUCUCCACUUUCAGACACAACCACAUUUUCCAACCAAGUACUCUCCACUUUUGAGAGCUUGUGGAUGGAGGCCGUCAUUUUUAUGCCUUUGUUUUGUUCAAGAAAGAUGAAUUUGCAGGCUAACAGCCACUUCAUCCAGGACCGCUCCUUAUUGUCAAGACCCUAUGUUUCUCAACAAGGUGUUGCAUCAAAACACUGCAAAUAAAAAUCUCAAGAUUUUGCAAGUUGGACAGCGCUUGGGAGUCGGUGCCAAACUCCACUAGAUACAAGACAAAACAUUUCAGCUGAACUGGCACAUCAGUUUAUCUUUGCAGAACUUUUGUCAAACAUUGAAUCCAGACAUGCUUACAAUUUAACUCCUGGCCUCAAAAAAAAAGGUUGAAGAAUUUCACUUUACAUGUAACGGUUUGAAAUGUGGCGCAUCAGCAGCAAGAGUCUCUGAGCUUUGGUGUUGUUUUUUUUUUUUUUGCAGAGAGCCCCGGGAGGCUGUCAUGAAUAAAACCUGCAUGGAGUGUCACCCCGAGUGUCAACGCAUGAAUGGGACUGCAACCUGUAGUGCAUCUGUAUGUGAGAAACAUCUGUAAUAUUAAUAUAAACAUGACUACUGGGGGGCAUUAUACGAAAAAGGAUCAGGGCCACAAGACGAGAAAAAAAUAAUUACAGGAGGGAGAUAUUUUUUAAUUUCCAUUUCAAGAUUAAAGGCAAAAUUCUGAGAUUAAAGUUGAAAUUUAAAAAAGUCAAAAUUUCAACUUUAUCCAUGUCGACCUUAAUCUUGAAAUUUCGACUUUAAUCUCAAAAUUUAAUUUUUUUAAAUAUCAACUUAAUGGACAUAAUUUCGUUUUUUUAUCUCUAAAUUUUGACUUUAAUCUCCUUUCUGUCAUGUUUUUUUUUCUCUCCAUGUAGCCCUAAUCCUCUUUCGUAACAUUAUUUAUCAAUAUAGAAUCAAAGUUACACAACAGUUGUGAUGUUAAUAAACACAGAGUAUAAUAUAUUGAUAGAAAUUUAUCCUUUUAGGAAGGUUCCCUCAAGAAAUUAAAAAUUCAGUAACAUCAUCAUAGAAAAGAAAAAAAGAAUGAUCAAAUGUACAAUAUAUAUAAAGAAUAAAGAUAUAAUGGAAACUUUGGAUAAUUGAAGUAUUUGUAUAUAAAAAAGUAUGAUUUUUAAGACAUUUUGAGAUAUCUCAACAGGUGUUUUCUUUCAGCAUUUCACUCUUUUUUAGUCUUUUCCAGCCCUUUUGAAAUGUGUUGCCAGCAUCAGAUUCAAAUUGGGCUUAUAGUUAUCCAAAAGUAAUUAUAAAAUCCCAUUUUCAACAUUUGAUGUGUUUAUGCUGCUCCGUUUAAAUAUGGCGCAUCAGUCACAUCAGAGCUUUACAUCCUGUUCCCAUUUACAUCUCGCUCAUAAUCCCAACCUUCUGUCGAUGUUGACAGUAAAUGAUUUAGUCUGACGAUCAGAAUCAAAGACAAACUAACAAAUUAUGAAGCAUGAAUUCUGUCGCAGAAGCGUUGGUGCUACUAAUUUCUCCCUCAAACAAUAAUUGCAGUAAAGCCAAAAAACCUGUUUUGUUUGGACUAAGAAGUGUGGGUGUGAGAAGGCGCAUUAUCCAAUCUUGACUGCAAAGGAAAAGUUCUAGCACCUUUGUAGAGGCUGUAGAAAGAAACUGGGGAAUGAAGACGACUAUCAUUAUUGAAAGGUUGAAAGAAAGUAUUGGAUUGCAGCACUAGAUUACAUAAGCAUCGAGUUGUGUUGACGUGAAGUAGAGUUACCGACAUCUCUGUGUGAGUUUUUAUUACCUAACAUUUGCAUCUUUAUGGGGAAGAUGAAUUCAGCUUGCUCUAACAAAUUAUUACUAUGAGACAGUGCCGUUACCAUAAUAUUUACUACUCCUCUCAAGAGAGCUGUAAACAUCAGAGGUUGUUUUCUUUUUUUUUUCGUUUGCAGGGCUCUGGAAACUGUACAAAGUGUGCCAACUUCCAGGAUGGACUGUUCUGUGUGUCUCGCUGUCCACAAGGCGUGCCAGGAGAAGAUGACACACUGGUGUGGAAAUACGCAGAUGAGAUGAAAGUGUGCCAGCUGUGCCACCAAAACUGCACCCAAGGGUAACGGCAUUGUUCCGCCGACUUGAGAACUGGCACUAUGUUUCUCUAUUUUGCAGACAUUUGCCUGUUGUAAUGUUGUUGCAGUAACUUAAUCCAGGCCAGAAGGGUCAGUUGUGGUUAUGUUGGCAUGGGCCGGGGAGGAAAAGGUCAGCUUUCAAGAUGAGGCAAUGUUUCCCGAGAUUAAUGAUGAAAUCAGAGCUUUGAGGAGGGAUUUUGUGGACUAAGAUUAAAGGAAAAAUACAAGUAAUGUCACAUUCAUAUUGCUCCAAAAAGUUAGAGGAAAUCUGGAAUAUAUUUGACGUCAAUUGUUCUCCUAUUUCUCUGAAAGCGCACCAUGAUUUUGUAGAUUUCUUGAUUUUUUUUCCAUUUUAUCACCAUCAAGAUCUUAAAGGCGUCACUGCACUAUCAAGAAGUUUGACAGAAACAAUGGAAAUCAAACUUUUUGGCGUUUUUUAAAAAAUAUUAAAGUGACAUCAGGGAUUGUUUGAAUUUAAGGACAUUAAUUGCAAGGUGUCUGUGAAAUUUUUUUCUUACAUAGAAAUAAUUACUAACUUUGUCUUGCGUGGAUUUGAUUACAGGUGCAUCGGGCCUGGUCCUGAAGGCUGCAAGGGAAGGAGGUGAGUAAAUGUUUUCUGACACUAGUAUACACAGUGUCAAUUCAGCAUCCUAAUUUCAUCUCUCCUCGUUUAUUGAGUUAGUAUGUGAGCUCUGUUUCUUAUCUGCACUCUUAAAUCAGCUCCCAUCUGUCUUUCAGCACUUCCGGUCUUUCCAUGAUUGCAGCCGGUGUGGUUGGCGGACUGCUGGCUGUUCUUAUCGCCGCCCUGUCUGUCUUCGUGUUGCUACGCAGACGACACAUUAAGAGAAAGAGAACCAUGCGCAGACUUCUUCAAGAGAGAGAGGUGAGUUGAAGAGGCCGAGUCAUCCUUCUCGCAGGGAAAUCAAGAUGUUAAAAGUGGUUGUUUUUAAAGAAAACUUUGCUGUAUCAGACUUUAUGUUGAGUGUUCAUGCCUUCUUUUCCAGCUGGUUGAACCUCUGACUCCAAGCGGAGAGGCACCAAACCAGGCUCUGCUGCGGAUCCUGAAGGAACCUGAGUUUAAGAAAAUCAAAGUGCUGGGAUCAGGAGCUUUUGGUACAGUAUACAAGGUAUUACCGCGCUUAAGGUUUGUGUCUGAAAAUACCUUGUUGUCAAAGUCAUUCUUCUCCGUCUGGCUUUAUUGGAGCUGGAGUUCAGGGAUGCUAAAUAUGCCAAGUUUAUGUAACCAACACCCUCCGGUGUUUCCCUCAUUCACAUCUGUUGUCAAUUUUUCAAUUAAGAGACACAUUUUUAACUUGCCAGAUCAUGCAGAGCCAAGUACAAUCUCACUUUAAGAGCAAAGAGUGUGUGUGUGUGUGCUUAUACUUGAUUUAAUGUCAUUUUGAGUACACAUGUUUACAUUGUAGCAUGUGGGGACAUAUCUUUGGUGAUGGGCCGCUCUCCACAAAGCUGAAUCUCUGUAGUUUUUUUUAGGUUAAGGUUAGAGUAAAUCCCCAGACAAAGAAUGUAGGUUACCACAAUGUUCUUCCAUAGAGCAAAAAUAAACGUGUGUGUGUGUGUGUGUAGUCUACAACUUCUAUCUAUGUGAGGACCACUGUGACUUUUAGACCUUGAGAGUGUUUGGACGGUGUUGGAGGAUAAGCACAUUUUUUAAAGGUCUGUUUGAGGGUUGGACUCGGUUUUGGUCAAAGUUGAAGUUGGAGUCAACACUGGGCUCAGCCAAUUAGUUGUGGAAGUUAAAGGGUAAUUCUGGUAUUUCAAACCUUGGACUUCUUUUACAUAUUUUGUUUCUACAUGAGCCAAAUGCACAAAAAGUUUUGAAAAUGCUCCGGUACAUCACUUUUGCCAACAGCAAUAAAACGGGCUGCAGUGGCUGCGAGGUCAUUCGUAAAAGCAGCUCCACCUGAUUAAAGAAGCUCUACUUAAAGUGAUUGAUUUUCCCCUUGGUAUGUUUGGAUUGUUGUUUGAAGUGUCUCCAGAGAUAGACCUUUUUGUUAAAGAGUAACAUCUCUAUUGUGUAACCAGAAACAGAAAUCCCAUUUAGGUUGAGAUCCUGCCCUGAAAUGUUUGCAAAGGUGAACCACUGAUGGAAAGCCAGUGCUGAAAUCUGAGAUUAUCUCCUUUGGGAUCCUUUCCAUCACAUUGUCAAAAUUUAAAAUAACAAGCAUCUGUCUCUGGCAAUAACAAGGUUUAUAAGUUGACUCACUUCGUUUGGGAAUAGUUGCCUAAAAGAAUUAAGUUGAAGUCAUGCAGUCAGCUGAGGCAGUCUACUGCAGGAGCUCCUUGUAUGGACUUUGUGUCAUUUGGACCAGAAAAUGUGUAAAUAAAGGCCCAGAUAGAAAAGUAUUGACAUCUAUAAUAAAGUCAAAUUGAGUAUUAUUAAAAAUACUUAAUUUGCAGUAAAGCUCCUGCAUGAAAAGCGUCAUUUAAAUUGUGUUAAAGAUAUAGGCUAAUAUUAUGAAACUAUUAAAAGCUGCAGCAUCAGAAAGUCAUUGUAAAUAAUUGAGAUAAAAACAGUCAGUUGCUGCUUUUGUUAUUGUGCUCACUGGCAAAGUUUGAGAGGCUCUGCUAUAGAAAACUUUUGUAAAUGCACCUUUAUUUUCCAAAACUUUAGGGGAUAUCCAAGUCCUCACAAGUACAGGAAACAGCAGGUUUAUGGGUCUGGUUUCAUUUGUACAGAACACACAGCUCAUGCCGGCAAUCGUACUUAUUCUGCACAUACUAACAUUUCUAUGUAAACACAUGCGGUCACAUGAUGUCAAAUGUAAUUACAGCAUGUUAAAAUAACACUCUUGUUUCUGUGCAGGGCCUGUGGGUACCAGAGGGUGAGGAUGUGAAGAUCCCCGUUGCCAUCAAGGUUUUGAGAGAGGCCACAUCACCGAAAGCAAACAAAGAAAUUUUGGAUGUAGGUUUUUUUUUUUCUCAUUUCUGUGGUACAUCUCCAGACUGUAAACUGACUGUAACACUGAGUCAUAUCCAUGAAAAGCAUCUCUUCUGACAUCUUAUUCCCCAAACUACUUCUCUUAAGUGUGUGUCGCUUGUGGGAAAUCUCAGAGAAAAUAGACACUCAGUUCUCUACGCACAUAUUUUAGUAAUUAUCCCAAUAUUUUGACUUCAAUGGAAGAGCCAGAGUGUGUUGCUCAACAGUGAGUGUUUCCUAUUUGUCACUUCAACUUUAAUGUAGCUUUAAAUUUCUUGCACAUGUUACUAUAAAUGAACCAAUGACUGCUACUUUUUCCCUGUAAUGAAGAAUGUGUCAUGUUCCUAAAUGGUGACCCUCUUCCCAGACUGGAGAAAAUGGGAUUAACUCAUUGGAGAGCUCUGUCUGGGUGUUGGUGUGUAAUCCAAGGCUGAGGUGUUCUGGACAGGAAUGCAGUCCUGUAGCUGCUCCGAAAAAAGCAGCCAGUUAAAAUGCACCGUGUGAACGUCUGAAUAGGCAUCCUGUGAUUUUAGCGGUCUGGGCGCACAGUCACUGUACUUGAAAACUGCGGUCUACAUGAACGUCUGCUGAACUUUAUGACAUCAGAGCAGAGGCCGGCUUUUACAUGUGCUUUGAAGCCUCUUUGUCAUCAGAGCGUCUGAAUUACAGAGCUCCUAACAGUCAGGUGCUUAUUCCCCGAAACAUGAUAAUGCCAUAAUAGGCAUGUGGAAAAUAUUUGGUACUAAAUUAAUGCAUUUGUGGCAUGAAACCCAAAUCAUAAAGCUCCGUUUGAUGUGCCGUUUGCACGUGAUCGCUCCUCGGAGGCCUAUUGUUUGUGGCGAGUGUGGAUUAUCCCCCGCGGUUUCUCUUGAAGUAACUUUCUUGUAAGGACAGCUUAUAGUUUCCACUUCAAGCUGAGCCACAUGAAAUAUGUGAUUGGCCCAGACCGACUGUUGCUAAAAUACUUAUCGCAAAAAGCUUGAUAUCUCGACAUGUUGUAUAACUCAAAGUGAAUGUUUCCAGAAUAAAAGAGGCAUUUCUCUCAGUAUCAGUAGAGCCUGGAUGGAUUAGCCUGUUUUGCUCAUUCAGACUUUAAAUCAAUCUGUGGGGAGGAUUUUUUUGUCUUUCACCUGAUAUCUCCCAGAUGAGAUUAAGUGUGGAAUUACAGGUUUUGGAAUUUUCCCCUUUGGGACUAAUAAAGGAACAUGUUAUCUUAUCUUUAUCUCUUUUUUUUGUACGACUAUUUUCAUAUUUUGCAGGAGGCAUAUGUGAUGGCCAGUGUCGAACACCCCCACGUGUGUCGCCUGCUUGGCAUCUGCCUGACCUCCACGGUGCAGCUCGUCACCCAGCUGAUGCCGUACGGCUGUCUGCUGGACUACGUCAAAGAGAACAAGGACAACAUCGGCUCCCAGUACCUGCUCAACUGGUGUGUGCAAAUCGCCAAGGUGAGGAAGAAAACCUCGUAAAAGCAUCAAGUUACGUCAAGUGGGGAGAGUCUGGGGAUGUUUGUCACACCAACAAUAGAUACAGUGUCCAUCUGUAGAGCAAGUGAAGCAGAUUUGAGAAUUUGUUAAAGACAAUACUCAACCUUUUUAAUCUGUUUUCAAUGUUCAAGUGAAAUCCAUUCAGAAAAAGACCUCCUUCUUUAUGUUAUUUGUUUGAUUACAGGGGAUGAACUACCUGGAGGAGCGCCACCUGGUGCAUCGUGACCUAGCAGCAAGAAACGUCCUGGUUAAGACCCCGCAACAUGUCAAGAUCACAGACUUCGGUCUGGCCAAACUCCUCAACGCAGAUGAAAAAGAGUACCACGCAGAUGGAGGAAAGGUAAGCUGGAGAUUAAAAUCGUCUGCAGUCUGUCUGUAACUGUUUUCAUUCACCUUAGAUUAGUGUCCUAGUUUUAUAUUCAGUGAUUCUGCUCGAAUAUGUUCACAAAAAAAAAAACAAGCUUCAGUGCCAGCAGUUGUCAGUGAGAGGCGAUCAUUUAUGUGAUGAUGAUGCUGAUGAUGAUAAGGUUAUUUUUCCAUUUACAGCCUGAUACAAACUUAGAAGACAAAUGACUUCCUGCGGAUAAACAAAUUCGCUCCAUCUCAUGAAAGAUAAUAUUUUUGUAUUUGUAGUUUUGCUCUAGAUUGUAUCUUAUGUAAGGGCUGUAGUAUAAAUAAACCUGUCAGGGACCUGACUUCUAAGAGAAAUGAAAAAUCAGAUAAGUUCCUUUUCUUAUCAAAGUUUCUUUGUGCCUCUGAAGUCAUUUUUUUUUCCUCACAGGGAACUAUGUGGUGCUUGUGUUUACUUGAAACCACAGGGUGACCCACACCUUUCUCUCUAAAGUCUCAACCGUGAAAGGCUUGCAGCUUUACUUAGUCAUAAGUAAAUGCUUAAAACAUCAGUAGAAUGCCCUUAUAGUAACAUAUUUAUAGGCCUGUGCUGAUGUAUCACACUGAAAGGUCUUCAAACUUCCUGUUGUUUGAUUUAUUUUUCCAGCUGAAAAGAAACUCUUCCUGAUAAUGUAGUACAGUGAUACGUUUGACAGACUUUGUUUCUUAAAUUUACUGGAAAAGCAGAUGUGGAAAUGGACCAGCUCUUUGAAAUUUAUCAGCGUGAAGUUGGACUGCAGCUUAAAUAUGUAUAUAAAAAAAAACUUCUAAUAAUGAGAUUUCCUGAAGUCUGUCUGUUGUUGUUAAAUGUACUGCCUCUCCGAAACGUUCCUGGGCAGCCUUGAAGAUAUGGAAUAAACCUCAAGCUACAGAGUAUAAAUACCCUUCAGUAUGUUUCCAAUUUAAUCUCUUUUGCAGGAAACCUUUCCAAUAAAUCAUGUAAGAGAUUUGUUUGACACUCUCUGAGUGAUGACAGCAAACUUCUUCUCAUGGUAUAUAAAAUGCAAACGGUACCAAAUACAUCCCUUAUUCAAAAUUGUAAACCUUUGCCAGAAAUUUGCAUUAAUGAGAAUAACUCAGCCAGAAGAUGUGGAAUUUUGUAUCAUGACUUUUCACCACUAGGGGGCAGAAUUGUUAUAUUACUUGCUCCAUGUGAAAGGGAGAGUGAAGGUUUUUUUAAAAAAAUGCUAUUUAUGUAGAGAGUCUACUGAAUACAUACAUUGAAUUAAACCGCCAUUUUUAGAGUCUGUUUAGAGUCUGUUUUUGCAAGGCAAGGUAAUGCAAUGCAAAUCUUGUUAUACCCUCAUCUGCGUGGUUAUGGUUUACUGAUAAAUCACAUGACCUGCUGCAUGACCCCUAAUAUCCCCCACAACAAAAACAUGUAAAUAGAUCAGCAGCCGGAGCCACAGUUAUCAAAUCAGAUCCUCCUUUUACCGAUGUUUCUGUAAGCCGGGCCCACGAGACCUCAAUAGGUGGCAACAGUUGGCUUUGAAAUCCUGCAACCACCCUCCUUUGUACUAGCUCUCACACCCUGCAAAACCCACUCUCAAAAAAGAUAAGAAAAGAUAAAAAUGGAGAGGAGUCUGUGAAAAGAUGUUAUAAAGAGGACAGGGAAGACAGAGCCUGGAUGAGAAGGCAGUUUGGAGGAGAGAGGUCUGAUCAGGGUGUACACUUUACCUUCCUUUACCCGUUUUCAUGAGGGAAUAGAGGAUGAGAGAGAAAGAGAAGAAAGAAGGAGAAGGAGAGCCUGAGUGAGAGAGCAAAAUACACAGUAUAUCAGCAACAAGGCUGUUCAGAGUGCUUCACAUAAGUCAGAUCCAUCAUAAGAGGCGCUGGACUAUUCAAGUGCAAAUGUGCAAAAGUAAAAGCAUCUGUGCAUUGUUAACAGUCAGUAAAGCAACUUAUGGGGAGAAUUUAAGGUGCUAGUUUAGAGCUGCAAUGUCUCUAGGAAUAAAACUGUGAAACUGUAUCAAAAGCAUCAUGAAAAAAUAUGACAAAUAUAUAAAAACAAGGUGUAAAACUGUAAGGGAAAAGAAAUAAAUGAGCCAAAAUUGAAGUUAAAAGGAAAUAACUAGGAGGGAAUGUUACAAUGCAGUAGUUUGUAAAAUUAGUUUAUUAUUAAAAGUUCAGUUUCAAACAGCUGUAAACAGGACCAUAUUAUCGAUGCAAACAUAUAAAGUACAGCGUUUCAUUUGUCCUUUUUCUUCCUCAGGUUCCGAUCAAAUGGAUGGCUCUAGAGUCCAUCCUGAACAGGACGUACACACACCAGAGCGACGUUUGGAGUUAUGGUAAGUUUUGUGCUUGUCUUGUGUCGUGAACACAUGAGGCCUGCUUGUGUAACUGUGAAUCUGUAAAGCAGCUGGGCUUCAAUACUCUGGGGGCUUUGGUGACAGCCUCACUGGAGUAAUAUUUAUUCAUUGCUUGAUAAAGUGUUCUAACAUCAAGAGGGCGGAAACGGGAGAACGGAGUUUUGAACACUCAGAUAAGAUGUUGUUUUUGGAUCUUAUAAGGCUUGACAACAUUUUACAGCACGACAUGAGAGAGGGGAACAUCUUGCAAGCAUCUGUGAUUUUAGGACACUGGUAGCACACACCUACACACCAGCAGUCUCAGAUGGGCAAUAUCACGUCAAAAGAGAUUGUUACCGACACCCACAUGAAUCGAAGAGUACAUUUGUACAGAUGCCUAAACACACACACACGCGGGAGCCAAACACAGCACGUCUUUCUUGUGUGGGCCAGCGUCCAAAUCUCCCGAGGGUUUGAUCAUGGCUUCCGCUCAAUAUGGCGAAAGCAUCAGUAGACCCUGGCAGAAGUGAUAUCCUUCUUCCUCUCCUCCUUUUUCUCCUCUUCAGCUCCUCCAGCACAGAUACUCAUCCUGCUACCUCCCACUCCCGCAGCCACAGCCAAUUUGUCAACAUAGUUAUUUUGAUACUGCGUGAUAUUUGUCGAGCUUACAUCCUGUCACUCUCGUUUUUUUUUUUUUUCCUCUCUCUUCUUUUUGGGAGCGAAAAACAAAAUGAACGACAGCUCAUUGGGCCAACUGUGCUUGUUUGUCUGUAGGAGUAACAGUUUGGGAGCUGAUGACAUUUGGGACCAAGCCGUACGAUGGGAUCCCGGCCAGUGAGAUAGCAGGGGUCCUUGAAAAGGGGGAGCGACUUCCUCAGCCACCGAUCUGUACCAUAGAUGUGUACAUGAUCAUGGUGAAAUGUAAGCAGAGCACAUCUUCUGAAGUGCAUUAAGAUGUUGUUUUCGUUUUGAUUUGUUGUUCGUUUUCGAGCUACAUCAGCUAAAUACUAAACACUUCCUCACGAAUGAUGCAGAUUUUCUUCUUACUCUUUUGCUUUUAUAUGAUGAUUUUUCUCUACAGGUUGGAUGAUUGAUGCGGAUAGUCGUCCUCGUUUCCGGGAGCUGAUAGCCGAGUUUACAAAGAUGGCUCGGGAUCCUUCUCGAUAUCUUGUCAUUCAGGUAAAAUAAAAUUUAAAAAAAAGGAUCAAACUUAAAUAGAUCUGCAGUAGUGACAUGAUUCUGAGGGCAUCCAAAGUGCCUUUUUGCAUUCCAUCAGAAGGAUUAUAUAAAAUAAGGACUGCAACCAGCAGAAAUGAGUCAUACUCAAGUUUCCAGCAAGAGUCUAUCUGCUAAUUAGCAGCAUUAAUUUGAUGCAACCUCCAGGAAUAAAAAGUUCAUUCUUGGCCAUGAAAAGUCAGCUCCACAGCCACAGGACUCAAGCUCAAACUUUACCAUUUUGUUCCCAAGUAGUCUGUGUUGAUCUUGAAGAAACCCUGCGGCUUUUUAAAAGACAUCACAAGCCACUAAAACACACAUAUAGGGUAUUUUACUGUAUACUUUAGCAGCUAAUGUGGAAAAUCUUCCUCGCUUGUGUUCUUUACUGACUCUUUUUCAGUCAUCUAACAUAAAACCCGUUCAAAAACCCCUGUGACUCUCUGUGGGGGGAAGUGGGAGCGCAGAAAUGCUAACUCAUUUCCAGGCUCAUGGUCUUUUCCUGCAGCACUCGUCUUUGUGAUGAAUUGCAGUAACCUCUUUGCACACGUGACGCUGACUAUGUAAAUUCUAUUUCCACUCCAGGGGGACGACCGCAUGCACCUGCCGAGUCCUUCAGACCCUAAACUAUACCGCAGCCUGAUCAGCGGGGAGGACAUGGAGGACGCCGUGGACGCAGACGAGUACCUGGUGCCUCAACACGGCUUCUUUAGCAGCCCGAGCACCUCGCACACCCCGCUGCUUCACUCCACAGUAAGAUUCUGGGUCGAGUGUGCAAGUCCAGAUCCAUCUCUAUCCCCUUGUGACAUGUGGUACAGUGCAGUUUCAUCCAAAGCAGAGGAAAUGAUUCAAAAAUGGGGGUACAUCUUAUUUAGUGACACAUGAACCCACCUGGCCUCAGAGUCACAUUUAGAGAAGACUGACUCCUGCCUGUAUCGAUGUAGGACUUCCACAAGAUGGCGCAGUUUUACGACAAUACUUUCAGCAACUCUUGUAAACAAACAAGCUAAUCUGCUCGAUUGCUCAUUUACAGCGUUUAUCUCUAAUUGCACCGACUUUCCUGACAGUGAGCGAUCAUUUAACAGAAGGAUCAGUUGGAUGGUGUUAUCGCAGAGGCUGAUUCUUCAGAUACAGGGAGCUCCACCAAUCAGAACCAAGUGUUUAGCUGGAGAUAAAAUGUAAUAAAGUACCUUCACACCGUCUCAGUUUUUGACCUUGUCCACCAUAUUUACUUCCUUUAUCAUGUCAGGUUUUACUUUGAAUGCCACUCUCAACCAUGAUAGAUUUGAUAGAUUGAACUGAAAAAAAGUGAAUCAUACACGCCAAAGGACACAAAGAGGUUUUACAGACUCGCUCGAGCUGAUUGGAAAAGAGGAGACAGCUGCUUUGGACUGUGAACUUUCCCAGAAAUGAUGAGGGAUUAGUUGAUUAAACAAUUGCGCCAAAUGUAAAAGCAGUGAACACCUUCCCAACUGUUAGAAUUUAAUAGUGCUAUUAAGUGAGUUUUGAGGAACAGGAUUUCUGCACAAGUCAUUAAGCCAUGAGUCAGGGAGGAAACAAUCAUGGACUCAUUUUUUGCCUUGUUGAAAUCAAUUAACUCAGACUUGAAGCAGCGGAGCUCUGACUGCUAAACCGAGUCCAGGUGUUCACACAGUGAGGAGUCGUACCUGAUCUGAACCCUGCUAAACCCGCCUGCCCUCUUUCUGUUUCACCACCGGGACCACUUCUCCUCUUCCUGACCUCUACCCACUCGUCCUCGUCAUCAUCCCCUCUCCCACGUUUCCUCCCUGGUGCCCUUUGAUAGAUGAGCGCUGAAUGAGCAGAGCUCCUCCAGUCCAGGUUCAGUGGAGGCCAUGCGUAGGUCUGGCUCUUCUUACCUGGAAUCAUUGUGGGACACUGACAGCCUGCUUAGCUCAUAUGAGCUUUAAACUUUGAUUACCUUUGCAGGCAACCAGGCGAACUCUCGAAAAUCUUUGUCCAGUAAAAGCUCAGCAUAAGCCUGCUUUUGUAAUUUCACCGCUGGGGCAUGGCCCACUGUGGGUCGAGACAUUUUUCACAGAUGGCUGCUCUUUCAGCCUAUUUAAUUUCCUUUUCUUGUUGAAAGUAAUUGCAUCGCCACAGCUGUCACUCUCUCCUUUUGAUUCACUCGGUUUCCAUGGUUUUUACCCCGCUCACAGCCCUCUCUACUGGAGAAAGUGACAGACACAACAAAGCCUGUCACAUUGUGUGAAUGAAUAUGAAUCUGCUCGGUGGACAGUUAUUUCGAUCCUUAUCAGCUUGUACUGAGAUGACAGCUACGCUUCCAUGGUUACCAUAACAAAUAGGGAACUUACUGUCCCCUGAGAUGCUUUAGUACAAAUCACAAUCACUGAAAAUGCCUCUAAAAUCAUAUUUUCAUCCCUCUUUCCUUUCUGUGUUUGAUGCCGCUAUUGUAAACUAACUCAGAUGUAUUUUAUCUUUUGUGCAGAGCCUCAACAGCAGCUUUGGAAGGUGUCACAGCAGAAACGGCUUAACGGUAAGAGAAAAUGUACCCUUUGACUGCACUCUUUGUUUGGAAUAAUUUCUUAAAUAACUUUUUUAUCUUUGGCUGCAGAACGCGUUCCCCAGCAGAGAUGGCAGCAUCGUUCUUCGAUACAUUCCUGACCCCACAGACAAAAAUUUAGACGAUGCCUUCCAGCCAGCUCCAGGCAAGUUUUCUUCAACUUUCCCCUCAGCGGCCACCACUUUGGUGUUCAAUGUCAAUCACAUAAGUCUCCGUUCAGCUCGCCCACUGUCCUUCUAUUUGAUUCACUGAAGUAGGGGAGCAUCUAGUGGACGGGAAUAACACUGCCGCCUCAGCUGAAUAUCACUGUUUACUGUUUGAUUUGCUCCCUUUCCAGUGUGAUUUUUUUGAUUUCUAAAACUGAAACUGAAUUUCUAAAUGCUCUCUCACUCACAGAGUCAAGUGUAAAUCUGUACUCUGAGUUUAGAUCCACUUCCUGCCAUUGCUUAUCUGUGGUAUAAAGUUUGAACUUGGGACAGACUUUUAAAAGGCUGACCAAAACAACGCUAUAAGGUCAAGCCUUCCUCAGAUUUAUAUGCUUGUAAAGAGGAAGCUCCAUAAAUGCUAGUUUCUGCAUUUUUUAUGAUGCAUAAAUAGUUUUUUUUUUUGUUUUGUUUUGUUUUGUUUGUUUUUUGACAGACCUUCUUCUCUCCAUUUUUGGACCUAAUGCCUCCGCUUAUUAACACCAAUUUAUCAACAAACUUUUGAAGUUUUUAAGCUGUAGUCAUAGAAAUGAUAACAAAACCCUGAGAUAAUUAAUAUGACACCAGAAAUAUAUUUUAGAGUACUAGAUGUCUCCUUAUCACCCUUUUUGAAGAAAAAAACAAAUGAAGUGAUGAGAAAUCAUAUGAGAAAAUUAGAUAUAAUAAAAUAUUCAACAGCACAGUGACAUAAGAAACAUCUGACAAAGAAGAAACCAUCAACACUUAAUAGGAAACUUAAAGCACUGUGUCUAAUUUAUUGUCUAUUCUACAGAUUACAUGAACCAGAACGGCGUCUCAGAUGUGAUGAAUCCCGUCUACCAGCACCCCGGUCCCCCUCGCACCAUCCUCCCCACCAUAUCCUCAGAUGACACAGAGUCAGAGUACCUGAACUGCUAUAAAAACGGACCCGAGUACCUCAACGAGCUCCCAUCCCCCGCCAUCCUCCCUCUCACCUCUAACGGCACGGUGCACAGCAUCCAGAAAUAUCAGCCACAGAACAGCAUAGACAACCCCGAUUACCAACAGGACUUCACCCCCACGUUCAAAACACACACUAAUGGACACAUCCCUGCAGCGGAGAACGUAGAGUACCUGGGUCCAGACUGAGGACUGAGAGGAUCAGAAAUAAGAGACUUCAUUUAGAAAGGGCAUUUAUGUCGCAGCCGGGGAAAGCGUAGCUAAGUGGUACCAUGAACUAUCAAAUAUGUUUUAUCCUUCCUUUCAGAGAUGUGAUGGUUUGUGCAGCUUGAUGUGUUGUUUGCAUGCUGUCAAACUCGUCACAUAAACCCUCCUGUCAUUCCAAAGAUGUAUUUUUCACUACCAAACGACUUUUUUCUCCAUGAAAGCCGAAUAGUUCCUGACUCUACUGACUGUACCAUACAUGUAAAAAAGUGAAAGUCUCGGUUCCUAAAACAGCAGCAGCUGGCAGCUCAACCCAAAAACCAAAACCCAAGGUACAUACAAGCUGAAACCAUCACGAGUUAUUGAUAACACAGUUUAUCAAUGAAAUAAACACACAGUGGUGCUUUCUGCGUUCGCUGUGAUGAAGUCAGGAUGAUUAAAGGGAGCUUUAAAGAGCAUAGUGCUGACUGUUUGGGUCCCGAGAGGCCUGACGACACUCAUCUUUGAGGAUGAGUCAAUGAGGAAGCAACAUGUUGCAGUGUAUAGAAUGUAAAGUUAGUUUAAAGGGGAAUACUGUUGAAUGAAAAGGUUUAAAUAUGUUACCUUUAUGUACUAAGACAGUUCUAUGUAUACUAAAGAGAAAACUGUAACACAAGUUUAUAUGUGUUAUACAACUCUAAUUAUGUAGAUAAUAUAAUGAUAUACAGUAGUAUGUUGCAAAUGUGUUCACAUUCCUGUAGCUUUGUUGCACUGUAGCACAAUAGCUGUGUGCCCGGGAUGCAUUUUUAAUGAUGAUUCCCUGUCUCAGACCUUUUUAUAAUCAACACAUUGACACGGCAGAAACGCGGUUCAUCAGGAUAAACUGUUGAGCAGUUACAACCAAGACCUCCCUCUUCAUUUAAAUCCACGUGUCCCUUUUUUUCCACUGUUUUUGUGUAAGUUUGAAUAUGCUGGAUGAACUGUCUUAGGUCAUGUGAGUAACUUGUUUGAAAUGUGUAGAUUAGAAGUAUCUCCCUGUAAAUAUGAGUUUUAUUUGAAUGUCUCUAUGUCUAGUCCGAAAUAAGGACUGUUUCUGAUGUUUCUGCUCAUACCUGUCUGCAUUAUCACUCUGACUUUUCCUGUCUGGAUUUUCCUCUUAAGCAAAGUGUCCACUGUUGUUCCCCACAGGGUGAAUCUUCAUCUUCUUACCUUUAAAGUCUUGUAGCCUUGCAAGAGGAUGAACUUUGCAAACAUUAUUCCUAGUUUUAAAGGGAUAUACUAUUGUAGCAGCCUGUAAACCUACUUUUUCAGAUUUUACACAGGUACAUGUAAAAAGAACAGUCACCGUGCUGUGAUAUACUGCAAAAUAACCACCUAUAAUUUAUACUCAGUACACACUUUUUGUCUCAUCAUACUUGGAUAUGCACUUAUUCCUGAAUUGUGAUUAUCUCAGAAGACGUGAACACGAAUAAAUCUUGUUUUCUAUGGAAAUAC